Messenger RNA from Pelobates cultripes (western spadefoot toad), 53918 nucleotides. The record is from the annotation of a GenBank genome assembly. NCBI's taxonomy places the organism in Eukaryota, Metazoa, Chordata, Amphibia, Anura, Pelobatidae.
GUGGCAUCAUCAGAAUUUACUGGAGGUGAACAGAUAUCACGACAAAUUCAAACAUUCCAGAAAAAGGGUGCUACACUCUACCAAGCUGGUAUGUCAUAGAAGACAUUCUUUUACAAUGUAUAUAGCUCGUUGUAAGACAAGCGCCAAAAGGGAUGGUUAAGUGCAAACAUUAUACAGUAACAGUAGACAUUAUACAGUAACAGUUGUAGCAAUCCAGGAUGGUACUCUCUUAGUACUUAAAGGACAAACUCGUUUUCCUGGCACUAUAGUGUUAAUAGGUCCCCCCCACCCUUUUACAGCUGCAGGGUUAACAGCUGCAGGGUUAACCCUAGAUGGAGCUGGCACCCAGACCACUUCAUUAAGCUGAAGUGGUCUGGGUACCUAUACUGUCUUAGUAGGUUUAUAAAAAAGUUUUAGAGAGGUAGAGAUGAAGAUAAGAAAAGGAGAAGGAGAAAGAGGGAUGGAAUAAGGGAUGGGCAAAUAAGAGGGAGGGUGAGGGAAUGGGAUUAUCAUCUGGGUAUGUUUGACCAUGUUAAAAAAAUAUUGUUUUUUUUGUGGAUCCGCUGAACUACCAGCUCCACCUAAGUGGUCCAGGAAAUGCAUCCCCACAUCAGGCUUGCUGCGAGAACUCCUGUGCAAAAGAGGACACAUAAGGUAACCAUGGCAUCCAAAUAUUUCUGAGUUCUAUCGUACAGAGCUGCAGUUUGUUCCUCCAUGGCCCUUAUUUUCUCCACCCAUCUCUGAAAUGUCAAUGCAUUACGUGGCCUCCAUAGUGUUGGGAUUAGUAACAAAGCAGCAGUGUGUAGGUGUCUAACUAAGGAGCAUUUAAACUGGGCAACUGAAGUCACAGUGUAAGUCAGGAGCAUUGACAGCAGUGCGAACUCUACUGUCUCGUCUGUGAUUCCUGUUAUUGUGGUAUGUAUGUGCUUCCAGUAGGGUUGUAAAGUCUCACAUCUCCACCAUACAUGCAACAUUGUGCCUUUAUCCCUGUCGCAACGCCAACUAUGGUGUGUCCUAUCUGGAGCAAUCGCAUUUAUACGGUCAGGUGUCAGGUACCAUCUUGUGAGGAUUUUAUAAUUAGUUUCCUGCAGUCUCGAACUAGGGGAGCACUGAUGGGUCAACAUCAUGAUUUUAGUCCACUGAGAUACAGUGGGAGCCCUGGUUCCCACAAGAAGGAAUGUCAAAAUGUAGGCAAAAGCAUCUAUGCCGUAAUUGUAGCUGAGUUAGAAGAUAUAUCCAAAUCUGCUAAUAUUCUAGAAUUCUACUAUGUAAUUGAUCCUGGUCAGAACUACGUAAUAAGCAUUGCCCAACCUUGUGAGGCUUUUGGUAACAAAAUGAAGAUCCAACCACAUACACCAAACAAAGCAGCUGUUCAGUCAUUCUGUUUAUUUUAAGGAUAUUACUGUAACUUAAUACAAAUUCCAGAUUAUUUCUUCCAUUCUGUUUAUUUAUUUAUGUAAUCUUACUUUGGAAACGUAUUAAUGCAUCUAUUUCUUCUCCUGUAUAUGUUUGCUGUAAAAAUAAAUCUGCAAUCAAGGCAGCAUUAGGGAGGAAUUGCUAUUAAUACACAUAUGACUCUCCUAUCUCCAGUGGCCGUGGCUGUAUUCUCACUGUGUAGUAAUAUGAUGAAGGUUUGCAUAUUCUUCACGCGCUAUCAAAUAUAAAACUAUGCCUACUAAUAAUUCAUUGUGCAGUAAUCCUUUCAUGAUAAAAAUAUUAUAUCGGAUCAACAACAAUGCCUCGUUUAGAACAGCUAUUUUUACUAUGUUAUGGGCAACUGGGUAAAGCCUUCAGUGUGGGAAUAAAAACUUGGAAAGGUCUGCAUUGUUUUCCUGAUGUUACUGAUAAGACUACUAUGUAAAAUGCUUUAUUAAAAAUAUUGGGGUUUACUUAUUCAACAAUUGGUUGAAAUUUAUUUAAUUCACUGCUAAUUCACUAUUAAUCCAAUUCUGUUCACUAAAGUCUGUUGUUUAGUGAAUAAAUCAGAAAGUGGAAAAGUGAAAUGUUAAAAGUGUAGGAAUUAAUUGAUUGAUUAACUGGAUCAUGGAAAUUAUUAUUGCUUAUGUGCAGUCUAGAAUGUCCACUUUGCUCAGUGAAUCACCGUAUGAGUUGCAUAACUACAUUCUAAUUGGAACUCUGAUAGGAUCCAGUCUUUGAUUAAAAGCAUAUUAGAUUAGCUCUAGAUGAAAAUGAAGAUAGAUCAUAAAAGAAAUGCACGUUGACAAAUUAUUCCCAAGACACUCUGAGCACAAAAACAACUUCAUCUUAAUGUAGUGGUUUUGGAGCAUAGAUACUGUCAGGUCUUUUUAGAAAACAUAAAAUAUAGCUGUUUCAGAGAAACAGCACAGUUUACAUCUGUCUUAAGCAACACCUCUAUUGACUGUCAGACUUACAGCCAAUAGAGACUCUAACAAAUGAAUACCUUCAAAAAAGUCUUCAUGUUUGGCACCAUAGACCUGAAUGUUGCGGAAGCUUCUCAAAUGAAAGCAUUUUAUUGGCAGAACACGAUCCUAUCUUCCCAAUGUUUAUACAAAUAUAUUUAAUUUUGAAAAAAAAAUUUGUAUAAUUCUUUAUUUUUGGUUUGCCGUCAUAAAUUUUUCAGUUGUGACAGUAGAGUAUAUACAAUUGUUAUACAUCAUAUAUUUUACACGUGGUUUUUAACAUUAGACUUUAGUUAAUAUGACUAUUGAUGCUGUAUGAGGUCUCUGUUUCCCUUCAUGGCCAAUGUGUAUUCUGUCGACAAAGGUUUAUUUAAUAAACAAAGUAAGAAUAUUAACAUUAACAUAUAGAAUUCGGCUCAUAGAAACAUAGAAACAUAGAAUGUGACGGCAGAUAAGAACCAUUCGGCCCAUCUAGUCUGCCCAAUUUUCUAAAUACUUUCAUUAGUCCCUAGCCUUAUCUUAUAGUUAGGAUAGCCUUAUGCCUAUCCCACGCAUGCUUAAACUCCUUUACUGUGUUAACCUCUACCACUUCAGCUGGAAGGCUAUUCCAUGCAUCCACUACCCUCUCAGUAAAGUAAUACUUCCUGAUAUUAUUUUUAAACCUUUGUCCCUCUAAUUUAAGACUAUGUCCUCUUGUUGUGGUAGUUUUUCUUCUUUUAAAUAUAGUCUCCUCCUUUACUGUGUUGAUUCCCUUUAUAUAUUUAAAUGUUUCUAUCAUAUCCUCCCUGUCUCGUCUUUCCUCCAAGCUAUACAUGUUAAGAUCCUUUAACCUUUCCUGGUAAGUUUUAUCCCGCAAUCCAUGAACCAGUUUAGUAGCCCUUCUCUGAACCCUCUCUAAGGUAUCAAUAUCCUUCUGAAGAUACGGUCUCCAGUACUGUGUACAAUACUCCAAGUGAGGUCUCACCAGUGUUCUGUACAAUGGCAUGAGCACUUCCCUCUUUCUACUGCUAAUACCUCUCCCUAUACAACCAAGCAUUCUGCUAGCAUUUUCUGCUGCUCUAUUACAUUGUCUGCCUACCUUUAAGUCAUCAGAAAUAAUCACCCCUAAAUCCCUUUCCUCAUAUGUUGAGGUUAGGACUCUAUCAAAUAUUCUGUACUCUGCCCUUGGGUUUUUACGUCCAAGAUGCAUUAUCUUGCACUUAUCCACAUUAAAUGUCAGUUGCCACAAUUCUGACCAUUUUUCUAGUUUACCUAAAUCAUUUGUCAUUUGGCUUAUCCCUCCUGGAACAUCAACCCUGUUACAUAUCUUAGUAUCAUCAGCAAAAAGACAUACCUUACCAUCAAGACCUUCUGCAAUAUCACUAAUAAAAAUAUUAAGAGAAUGGGUCCAAGUACAGAUCCCUGAGGUACCCCACUGGUGACAAGUCCAAGCUUCGAAUAUAUUCCAUUAACUACAACCCUCUGUUGCCUGUCACUCAGCCACUGCCUUACCCAUUCAACAAUAUUUGAAUCCAAACUUAAAGAUUGCAGUUUAUUGAUAAGCCUUCUAUGUGCAACAGUGUCAAAAGCCUUACUGAAAUCUAGGUAAGCAAUGUCUACUGCACCACCCUGAUCUAUAAUUUUAGUUACCCAAUCAAAAAAAUCAAUAAGAUUAGUUUGGCAUGAUCUCCCUGAAGUAAACCCAUGUUGUCUCUGAUCUUGAAAUCCAUGUGUUUUUAGAUGUUCAACAAUCCUAUCCUUUAACAUGGUUUCCAUCACUUUCCCCACUACUGAAGUAAGGCUUACUGGCCUAUAGUUGCCCGACUCCUCCCUAUUACCUUUCUUGUAAAUGGGCACAACAUUCGCUAACUUCCAAUCUUCUGGGACUACUCCUGUUAACAAUGAUUGGUUAAAUAAAUCUGUUAAUGGUUUUGCUAGUACACCACUAAGCUCUUUUAAUAGCUUUGGGUGUAUUCCAUCAGGUCCCAUUGACUUAUUUGUCUUUACUUUUGACAGUUGAAAUAGAACCUCUUCCUCUGUAAACUCACGUGUAAUAAAUGACUCAUUUAUCCUUUUUCUUAACUGAGGUCCCUUUCCUUCAUUUUCAUCUGUAAAUACAGAACAAAAAUAUUCAUUGAGGCAGUCAGCUAGACCUUUAUCCUCUUCUACAUACCUUCCUUCUUUUGUUUUAAUCUAACUAAUCCUUGUUUUACUUUUCUUUUCUCAUUUAUGUAUCUAAAAAAUGUUUUGUCCCCCUUUUUUACUGACUGUGCUAUUUUCUCUUCUGUGUGUGAUUUGGAAGCUCUUAUAACUUGCUUAGCCUCUUUCUGCCUAAUCUUAUAGAUCAUUUUGUCUCCCUCACUCUGGUUUUUUUUAUAAUUCCUAAAUGCUAACUUUUUGUUUUUAAUUAUUUUGGCCACAUCUGCGGAGUACCACAGUGGUUUCUUGAAUUUUUUGCUUUUACUGACAAGCCUAAUGCAAUUUUCUGUUGCCUUCAAUAGUGCAACUUUUAAAUAAUCCCAUUUUCUUGGACUCCAUUUAAAUUGCUCCAGUCUGAUAAUGACUCCUUUACACAUAUUAUAAUUUUAGAAAAGUCUGUUUUUCUAAAGUCUAAAAGUUUUGUUUUUGUGUGGUGUGACUCAGUCACUGUUCUUAUAUUAAACCACACUGACUGAUGAUCACUGGAUCCUAAACUUUCACCUACAGUAACAUCUGAUACCAAAUCUCCAUUUGUUAACACUAAAUCUAGUAUGGCCUCUUUACGAGUUGGCUCCUCAACAAUUGUUUUAGAGACAAUCCCAGUAGCGAGUUUAGAAUAUGUGUGCUCCUGGCACAAGUAGCUAAUUUUGUUUUCCAAUUUACAUCAGGAAGAUUAAAGUCACCCAUGAUGAUAACUUCCCCCUUCAUUGUCAUUUUAGCUAUUUCCUCAACUAGUAGAUUAUCUAACUCUUUAAUUUGUCCUGGGGGCCUAUAAAUCACACCUACACAAGUUACUGUGUGAUUACCAAAUUCUAACGUAGCCCAAACAGACUCUAUGUUUGCCUCACUAACUUUUAUUAGGCUAGAUUUUAUGCUAUCCUUCACAUACAAGGCCACCCCUCCCCUUUCUUGCCUUCCCUAUCUUUCCUAUAUAAAGAGUACCCUGGUAUUGCUAUGUCCCAGUCAUUUUUCUCAUUGUACCAUGUCUCAGUAACAGCGACUAAAUCUACACUAUCAGUUGCCAUAAUUGCCACAAGUUCAUGGAUCUUAUUCCCUAAACUGCGAGCAUUUGUAGAGAUGACUCUAAGCUUAUCAUUUUUAACACACUUGCUACAGGCACCUUCUGUCCUUGUUUUGGGGGGCAAUUGGAUUGAUGUUUUAUCACCCUUUUGCCCCCCCUCCUAGUUUAAAUACAUCCUAGCAAAACCUCUGAACUGCUCACUGAGAACAUUUGUUCCCUUUUGAAAAAGAUGCAAACCAUCUUUUUUGUACAGCUUAUCUCCAUUCCAAACAGAGCUACCAUGAGAAAUAAAGCCAAAUCCUUGCUCCCGAAACCAUUCACCAAGCCACAAAUUAAAGUCCCUAAUACGCAUCCGCCUGUCGUUCUGAGUGUUAUGCAUAGGCAGAACACUAAAAACUUCCUUAACCUCUGAAACCUCAUUGCAAGCCAAGUCAUUUGUCCCUAGAUGGACAAGUACAUCCAAUUCCCCUUCCUGCUUUGUUUGCUUAACAAUAUUACAGAUACGUCUCCUGUCUCUGUGAGCAGUAGCUCCGGGAAGACACCUCACAAGACCACCAUUGUCCAUCUCCACACCUCUUACAAUGGAAUCACCCAACAACAACUGCUUUCUAUUAGGCCUCACCAUAGUCUCCAAGCCGGUCUCCACAACACCACUAGUCUCAGUGCCUCUCUCCACAACACCACUAGCCUCAGUGCCUCUCUCCACAACACCACUAGCCUCAGUGCCUCUCUCUACAACACCACUAGCCUCAGUGCCUCUCUCUACAACACCACUAGCCUCAGUGCCUCUCUCUACAACACCACUAGUCUUAUUGCCUCUCUCCACAACACCACUAGCCUCAGUGCCUCUCUCCACAACACCACUAGCCUCAGUGCCUCUCUCCACAACACCACUAGCCUCAGUGCCUCUCUCCACAACACCAUUACACUCUGAAAGUGCAGAAAAUGAAUUAUGAAGAGCAACAGACUGUGCAAAAUACCUUUUAUCCACAACUCUAAGUCUACCACAUCCUACAGUAAUCCAUCUGCCUUUCCUAGCAUGUCUCUGCGGCAGUGGCUUUGCAGCAGUUCCAGUCUGAGUUUCUUCACCAGAUAAUUUACAAAUCUCAGACUUCAAAAAUACAAUCUCCUGCCGCAAGAUAGAGAACUGUCUACAGAUUAGACAACAACCAAACCUCCAAAAAGUAGAACGUGAAACAAAUGCAUAGCAAUUGUUACACUGAACUAAAUCUGCCAUUCCAAUUAAGAGAAUAAUUUAAAUCUAACAAAUCUUAACUUUUUUCUUUAUCCUCCUGAAUACCUCAGAUUACCUCCAGGUUAUCUCCAGAAUAUCUCCAACUACACACUUAGAAACAGCACUUAGAAGUAGCACCAAGCUAUAUUAGACAAGCUAAUGGAACCAGGCAAACUGUCUACAGAUUAGACAACAACCAAACCUCCAAAAAGUGGAACGUGAAACAAAUGCUCAAAUACAUAGUACUUUAAUAAUUAGUGUCACAGAUUCUCCAGAGGAAGAUGAAGAGAGAGAAACAAACAGCAAAGAAGAAGGAGGUUAGAUGUUGUUUGAGUGCUUUUACUGUUGGUCUAUGUACACACCCCAUGGAACGCCCACGGAUGCUGAAUCAGGGGUUGGCUCAAAUAUAUUUAAUUUUUAACAUUAAAAUGUUUCUUUAAAAUGUUGCAUUGUCGAUGAAGGACUGUUGUUCCUCGGCUGAUUAAGCUGCAAUGAUGACAAUCAUCUGCCCAGUGCCUAUAUUUCUUUCCCACUCAUCCAUCUCAAUCUGAUGGAACUAGUGAGCGUCUUCUUUGGGACUCUGUGCGGAAAAUAUACUGUAUACACUUUAUUAUCUGAUUGCUGUUCAGUUGCUCUAAUCUGUACAUGUUACAAGUAAAUUAAGCUUUUUCUUUUUUGGGUUUUUGUUAGCUGUGUUAUAGCUUUUCCCUGUUAAUUUUAAUACUUUGUAUUUAUUACAUGGUUUUUAUUAUAACAAGACUUCAAUGGCCAUUUGGUAUUUCCAUUAGUCACAUUCUUGUACUGGUGUUUUUUUAUUACACAAUGAUAUACUUACUAAACUCAGUUGAGAUAUGAAAUAUGCAACUCCAUGGUGAAUUCCAGAUAAUUCACGGUUUAGUUAAUAGUCAUGGUAGUGUUACAAUCACAAAACAUUUGGUUUGCCUGAAGUAUUUUUUUACUUUUACGUACAUGUAUGUUUUAUAGGUAUUUAUUUACUCCCAUGGGUUAUCUUUCAUUCAUCUUUCAUUCAUUUUCUUUAAAACUAGCUCCUACGUACUACUACAAUGAUGGCAUUGGUGUAUAGUGAUACAUGUAUAGAUUUAAAUGUACAAUACAAAGUAAAAAAACACAACUAUUGUUCUUCCAUGUGAGGAUAUACUCGUGCAUUUAUAAAUGCAUAUCAAAUCAAAUCAAACUAAGAAACAUGGGCCUCAUUUUCCAGUUCACUUCUGUACAUCAGAUGUGGUUUGCCUUUCUUCAUAUUGACCUUAGCUAGCUUUCUAGAAGGACAUUGGAAGGUCUAGAGCAGGGGUAUUAAAAUGCUAGAACUCCAGUUGAGUGCUGACUCUAACUCUUACACAUCUUUGCCCGAGAAAAAUAACUAUAAUGCUGUUAUAGAGCAAACAUGACAUUUGAGACUGUGUUUAUUCCAAUAUGGUCACUGGUCUUUUGUCUAAGCAUCAUGGGAAAUGUCGUCCACAGCAAAUGAGCCCUCAGUGGUAGAGAUACAUUGUUCCAUGCUCUGGUAUUUAGCUCACAUGGAGCACAAGAAAUUCUUCCACUGUGGAAACAUGAAUGAACUGUCAGAUAUGCCCAGACAGAGUUAAAGGUGAACUGUAAUGACUAAGUACGAGGAAGGAUGUAUAUGUAUUUAUGUACUUAUUUAUUUAUUUUCCAAAUAUACAUUUUAUAUGUAUUAAUUUUAAAACACAAAAGCAUUUUACAAAUGUAUCAGUACGGAACAAGUAAUAAACAGACUUUUAUUCCCAUCCAUACAAGUACUAAGAUAAAAAUAUUAAAAAUAAAAAUAUUUAUUUAUUUAUAAAAUAUUUUGCCAGGAAGGAUACAUUGAGAUUUCACUAGUUUUCCAAGUAUGUCCUGGGUCCACAAAACAUUGCAUGGAUACAAUAGGGUACAAUAAAAUACAAAAACAAUAUUAAUACACAAUAUAUACAAAAUUUACUAUAGAACAGGUAGGAAAUAUAUAAUCAACCAUGACACGUGCAUUCUGGUAUGUAGAGAGGGAUCUCUUAAAGGACUUUAGGCUUGGGGAAGAUUUGAAAGUGUGCGGUAGAUCGUUCCAUAAUUGCGGUGCUCUGUAGGAAAAGGAGGAUCGGGCUGCUUUCUAGACAUGUGCAAUUCGUUCCGGGCCGAAUAUGAAUUCUGACGAAUUUCUGGAAAUUCUGACAUUCGGGUACUUUUGGAAAGUUAGAGAGUCACAUAUAAGGCUUGCAUUUCAUUUUUUUGACAUUGAAAUUUGCCAGAUAGGUUAUGUUGCCUUUGAGAGCGUAUGGUAGCCCAGGAAUGAGAAUUAACCCCAUGAUGGCAUACCAUUUGCAAAAGUAGACAACCAAAGGUAUUGCAAGUGGGGUAUGUCCAGUCUUUAUUAGUAGCCACUUAGUCACAAACACUGGCCAAAUAUUAGGUUUUUGCUUUUUUCACACAAAAACAAAUAUGAACGCUACCUUUGGCCAGUGUUUGUGACUAAGUGGCUACUAAAAAAGACUAAACAUACCCCACUCUCAAUACCUUGGGUUGUCUACUUUUUCAAAUGGUAUGCCAUUAUGGGGGUAAUUCUCAUUCCUGGGCUACCACACCGUCUCAAAGGUAACAUUACUAAUCUGGCAAAUUUCAAUGUGAAAAUGGAACGUUUUAUAUUUGACCCUGUAACUUUCCAAAACACCAUAAAACCUGUUAAUGGGCGGUACUGUUGUACUCGUGAGACAUCGCUGAUUACAAAUAUGUGCAUUUUUUUGCAGUAAAGCCUAACAGUAUUAUGACAUUCACAGCUAAAAUGUCAGACGGAACUACAAAUUUAAAAUUUUCUUACAUUUUAUUAAAUUUUAUUCAUAAUACAUUAUGUUCCAUAUAUGAAUAGUUAAUGAUAAAUUAAAGCCCUGUUUCCCCUGAACAAAAUGAUAUAUAAUAAGUGUGUGCAUUUAAUAUGAAAGAGGUGAAUUACGGUUGAACAGACAUAUAGCGCAAAUUCCAGUUUUUGUUUACAUUUUGUUUUGAUCAGAACGUGUACUAUUGACUCCCUCCUGAAGGGGUUAAUGGGAUUCAUUAUAUUGUCAUGUGCACAUGUAUAUAUUUAAAACUUCCCUUUUGAAUUAGCAUGUUUUAAAUGCUGACUGUCAUUAAAGCAUCACUAUGACCACGCAAUUACUGACAAAAAUUUUAUGAACUAAUGCAAUCUGAAAUAAAAUGCAUCUGGAUAUCUUCACAGAUACCUGCAUGGCUCAGUGUACAGUGCUGCAUGGGAUAGGUAGUGACACCGCAGGUUAUUUUAGAGUCCUGGAAUGUACAUUUAUAUACAGAUGUACAGAGAUUACACAGGGAUUAUGUUUACAUUCUGCAUGGAAAUGCCAAUAGUAUUCUUAUAAAUCCCAUAGACAGGGUUGUUUAACCAUUGUAUUUAUAGUUUAGUGACACAGCUACACUACAUUACAAGAUGAAUACUGGUCCCUUCACGAGGGUUUAUGUGUACGUCUACGCUCAAGAUUCUAUGGACAAUGUUACAUCCAUCACUGCAUACAGUGAUACAUUGUUUAUUGUUUUUGAAGGGUUGGAGACUGAAGGAGAGUCUUAUAGGGUGAGUAAGUGAGUUUUAUAGAAUCAGUACAGCAAGGGCUGGCCUGUCAAUAGGAUGGAUUGGGGCCAUGGCCCCAUGCAGCAAUUUAACAGGAGUGGCAUUUUGCCACCCUGGCCAUUUGGGGCCCAGGCCACCUCUGCUGCAUAUAUAUGACCAGUGACAGAGGAACCGACACCAGGAGGGUACCCGGCGGCUUGCCCUGUGUGCCGCCGGCUGUGAGGCCCCUCCAUCAGUCUGCCCUGGAGUAAAGAGAGCCUCCGGUCUGCAGCUCCCCCAGAUGUGAGCUGAAGAACAUAUGAUGGUGGUCCCACAAGCACCCAGAGCAGCAACGCUCUGACUGGAACUCGUAAGAAGCCGAUCAAGUGGUCUGAGGCUCACACCUGGUGUAAAAUGCAACAUUGGUGUCAACAUGGACAAUUAAUUGCCACACAAGAAGACAGGUACCGCCGAAACAAUCUCAAGCUCAGGGAAGUCACUGACUCCAUACCAGAGGCGGAAUUACCACACUUCGUCAGGCGUUUCCUCACAGAACUACUGACCCCAAAGGUGGCAAAAGCGAUUACCCUGGAGGACUUAUUCCGCAUUCCAUGACCAGCAAACACUCAGCCUGCCACCACAGGGGACUUAAUAUUGAAGUUCCAGUCAGCCAGAGACAAGAAGAUGGUCAUGGAGGCCACCAAAGGUCAGUCAUUUUACCCCUUUGAGGGGAUGACCCUCUCUCUCUAUGCAGACUUGUUGGCCAGGACACUGGCGUGAAGGAGAUCCCUGAGCUCAUUUACAGCCCUCCUGCGCCUCCAGCAAAUCCACUACCAUUGGGGCACGAGCCGCACUCUCACCAUCGACAAAGGUGAUGCCAAGCACACUGUUCAUAACCCCCAGGAGGCCGCAGAGAUAAUGGGGCUACUGAACCUGCCCUCAGACCCAACGGCUCAAGCGACGCACCCGGCAGGACACACACGCCCGCUAGGAAGACACACCGUAGGUGCCCCGGAGUUCGUGCCCAGGAGGUCGCCUGCAGACUCAUAUGCAAAAACCACCAAAUGAACUUGAACCCAGCAGAGAGCCCUCCUAGGCCCUCUAGGAGACAGAACCUCACCACAGCACAAACUUUAUUAUUGAACCUGGCCCAACAACCCCAUACUAGGAACUGUUCCAGGCUAAGAGAGAACAGUCUGCAAUAUAGAUGGUCUGAGAAAGCAGUUAAUUACAGACGGACUUCUGCCGGUUACAAGUAUUCGGGGAAUGGGGUGGUGGGGGAUAUCAGGUUUAUAAUGUUCUUUCGAGAAGGUCUGAUAAGAGGAGGUUAUCUUGACCUACAUGUCUCCUCCUCUGUGAGUACACUAGCACGGUUCCACCGUUAUAAAUAACGACCCCCACGCACGGUGGAGCUAUAUUCAGGUGCCCACAAUUUACUCUGGGUAGAUACUUAACCUGGCUUUGUUAUUAGUUAUCUGUUAUUCUUGUUCAUAACACCAAGCACUGCUCCUCUCCUAUCGAGAAAAGUGUUAAAAUGCGCUAUACAACCGUAACACCACACAGGGGACUCACGGCCCCUUAUUGUCAUACAAGCGACUCCACACUAACCGUUUACUUUAAGUUAUCCCGGUCAACCUUUAAUCUCCCACCCACAGAGACAGUUAGAAAGAGGGACAGACACCGACUAAUGGGGGGCCUCGGUGGGUUUACUCUAUUGGCAGCUACCGGCCCUGCACCUGAGGGCCCGAUGCACCCGAACAACCUGUUACUCAGUCCUAAGGCCCUGCACCCCACUGAAACCCCAGACAGACUCAAGUUUAUGGUGUCUCACUACAGUUGCUACAGAGCUCAAGCAGGAAGUAACUCAAGCAAUCAAGAUGCUUUCUUAACCUCCAAUCACAGUGCCAAACGUACCAUAUAGUUUACGUACUGUACUUUUUUAACUGCAAAGAUUUGUGGGAAUUGUAGUUUUAUCCACUUUCAUGUAUAGCAAUAUUUUUGAAGCAAAAAGGGUUGCAUUGCGGGUUUUGAGUGAAGGGCAUCAUGGAUAGUGCUAUACAGCAAAACAUUUUUUUAAAUACAAAAAAAAAAUCAAACCCAAAACAAGAGAGUGAAGCCUGACUCUCAUGCCGAAAAGUCCCUGCUCAUCUCUAUAUUUUGACUGUUUAUUGCUUAUGUUCACAAUUUCUAUGACUUCAGCAGAUAAUUAUCUGAAACUAGCCUCAACUGAGCUCUACUUUGGCUAUUUUUAUAGACAGGAUCUGUGAGUUCCAGACUUUUGAUUGUGAGGCUUGGUGGUCUCAAUAAAAGGGAGAGGCAGCCAAUCUCCUGGUCUGUGGUUUACUCCCCCCAACUUUGGACCUGCAGGUGUUAUCUUGGUCCACCCUGAGUAGGCUUCGAUGCGGCAUCUAAGACUUUCUGACUUGGUGGGUGAGACAGCUAUACAAUCCUUCAUGGCAGUUACCAUGUGCUCCUCGGAUUCCCGAGGCAUGUGUUUCCAUACUCUGGCCAAGCUGGACAAUAUAUUUGAGGAUUUUUGGCUGAAGAUAUCCCAUCAUCAUCCAUUGACCUUGGAGCUUGGUGCAGUGUGUUCCAUGUCCAUUACCUAGCCUUGCAACUGGCUCUCAAUAUGAAGAGGAGACCACUGCAGCCAGCUCUCUACUAUUCUCAUUAUGCUUCCCUUCAAGUUGGGAACUCCACAAAUCCAGCACAUCUUAACUAAGAGAGUGUCAGUCCUCAACUUCAUGCCCAUUAACAUCUCAGAUGAACAUGGUUUAUGGCCUCCUGUAGGUAUCACUACAGUAAUUGGGCCUACCGCAACAUCUUGUUUUGUUGGACUACCUGUAUACCUCUGAGCCUAAUCUGUGUGACUGUGUUCUGCCCUCUGAAGUUGUCAGUUGCCAUUGGUUUUAAGUUAUGGACUAUCUCUGCAUGUUUCAAGCGUGUUAAAAUGAGGAAUGGGAUGUCCUUUGCCUAUAUCUGUUAUUCUAUGUUUGAGCUAUGCCUAUGUUACCAUGGGCACCUACUUUCCGUAUACUUACAUCAGCAUUGUUCAGCAUAGUUACUCAACUGUUUUCAUCUCUGAAAAAAUGUCUCACAUCCCAAAUCUUCCUUAUCUCUAUAUAUUGUGCUUGCUGUGUGAACGUUUCCUUGACAUUUGUUUUCUUUCAUUGUGAUGUGAGAAUAUAAAAAUAAAAUAUAGCAGAAAGACACCCAAAAUAACUAACUGUAAUGUGAUCCACACAUUGCACCAAACAUGUGGGUGUCCGGAGAGCCCCUUUAAGUACCUAAAAUAUGUUCAUCAAAAUAACUUUUUAAACAAUAUAACAUUCUAAACAAUAUAUUAAAACUAUCAGGAGAUCAUGUUAUCUAAAUCUUCUUUGUGAUGACUCACUCAUUCCUUCCAUAACGAAAGUGGGUCUCAUAUACCAUUUAAAAACUGGGAAAGUGUGAAAUUGUAAAAUGAUAGUUCCUGUGCAUCCUUUUUAUGCAUGAUGUCUUGCAAGCAUUUCCAGCAGUUGGCAGCAGUUACAUACUGUGACAAAGUCUACUGCUUACAAGUAAGCCUGUACAUCCGUACAGGAUUUCCACAGUGUACUGAUACAGUAUUAGUAAUCUGCGUAUGUGAUAUUUCCAUAUACAUGCUCUUUCAGUUGUUUAUUUUAAAACCAGCUGGCCACUUGUCCAUCCUGUCCCCGUUAUCCAGAUACCCCACUGUGCAUGCGCUACCUUAUUUAAUAUUUUAAAAUGAAACAUAAGGUUUACCCAGAGUUAUAAAUUUCCAGAGGUACAUGUCCACCUUUCGUGAGAUCUAUCUGUGAUACGAAUAUUUCCUGCUUAGACUUGUAGUGUAAUGGGGCACACAAUCUUUUCGCCAUACAUACGCACCGUUGUAUAUACACGGUAAGAAGAUCUCAGUGAAUCCUAGCUCAGCCUUUUCCCAUCUAGCAUACACAUCAUUCUGUGCCUGACAUACAUCAAGCUAAGCAUUUCACUGAAACGUUAAUAACUCUGCAAUGGAAUAUGAUUCUUAAAAUAAAUACAUGGAUAACAAAAUAAAUACACAAAUAAAAUAACUGAAUUGUGCCCAACCAAUGUAGAAUUUUUUCAACAUGCCCCUUAAAUGUAACCAUCGGCUUUAAACAAACACUUCUACCUUUUUUCCAAAUCUCCGUUAUUCUCUUUGAGAUUGUAAGCCUCGUGACCAACUCAUGGAAAAUGUUGUUUUUAAUAAGGUGUUAUUGUGAUGAAAUAGCAAAUAAGAGCACAAUGAGCACAUGAAUCAGAGAGUGGUAAAUCUUUAAAAGGUCUAGCAAUAUACCACUAAACCAACAGGCAUUCGAGUGAGCUACAUAUUCAAAUAUAAAAUGUGCAGUGUGAGGACAUGUUCCCUGACACAAGAAUCUAGUGCUGAAAGCAUAAGAUAUGUAGUGUUAGCAUAUUUUCCCUGGUUCAAAGAUUAGUGCUGGAGAUGAUACCAUUAAUUACAUACAGAGUGCUACGAAAACAAAAACAGAACACGGGAACAAUUUGUGCAUCCAUCCUGAAACCAAAUGCAGAAUUGGAAACAGUAAAUUAAAAAGUGUAGCAUACUGGGAAAUAGUACGAAUAUUGGAAGUACAUAUGUUCCAACUGCAUGCAUGUUAGCACAGUUUGUGAGCCAAAGAACUACAGAAAAUCUAUGAUACUAAUAUAUAUAGAUGAGUUUGCCCCUUUAUUUUCUCCUGAUACAGACUUAGGGAUUUGGAUAGGCUGCCACGAAGCAGCAGUUAGUUUUGCUUUUUCUCUUAGGAUAGUUAGUUUUUUUUAGGGUGACUCAAGGGGGGAGGGGGUUCUAUCUUUCCUCUCUUUAUGGGGUAUUAGUUCCUUUUCUCUUUAGUAUAAGCUACUCGAUAUUAGUUUGGGCGCGCCCCAUUAGUUGCUAUUAACCCUGCCCUUUCCAGAUUCUCUCAGACACUGCUCUAAGACUAUCCUUUUUCUAUCCAAUUACCCAGCUGGGUCCUUUCCUAGAAUGGAUUUAGACUAACCUGCUUUGUUACCCAUUUAUUAUUUUAGGUGUUUUUUUUUACACCUUUAUUAAGUCAAACAUACCUUGCAGGAUUAGCCUCUCCCAGGCUUUUAUAAGUUUGGUGGUUAACUUCUAAUCAAUACACUAUUUUAGUGUAUGGUAAUAGCAUUUGGACUAUAUACCAUUUUAGCAUUUUUUUCUAAUAAAGGUUGUUUAUCCUCUUCUAUGUGACUAUUUACAUUAUGAGGUACUUUGAAUGAGGCUAGGCAUUCCACCCACUUUUUUGUGAGUGGACUGUCUGCCCCAUUUUUCGUCUCUUUUUUUCCUAAUAUAUAUAUAUACUAAUAGUCACAAGAUAAAUAAAAAAGUUAAAUAGAUAGCCUAUGCGAUAUAUCGUAGAGUCGUGUCACAACACCCUCCUGAGGCAAGGUGUGCUAGACCUAGGGGGAGGAGGGGUUACAAAACUCACCAUGACUGCAGGUUGACAAUCGAAACUGCAGUUAAAAGAGACUAUGCAUUAUAUUGACCCUAAAUACAGCGGAAAGAGAUAAGUAACCAACUGGGAGACGCCACAGUUCGACAGGAGGGCCUGCAGCAACAAGGUGAACUGUUCUGUUUGCUAUUCUGAACUAAAAUAUGUUUAUUUUAUAACAGUGUAUGUCCGAUUACACAUUAAAGAGACACUACUUGCUGAAGGACUUUAUAGGUGAAGAAUAUGAUUUCUAUUUUCAUUUUACAAAAAAUACAGAUUUCAAUGGAAAUUCGCACAUUUAUGAAUUAAACUUGUUACACCCCACCCCCUGGCUUUCAGACAACCAGUCCUGUUACUUUCUGGUUGUUUAGCUCAGUGGAGCUAAAAUCAAGAGGCAGACAAUUACCAAGAGUACCUGCUUUGCAAAGACUUCCCUAUGAGCUACAAUGGAAAGUCUGUGAUUGGACAGAUACAGAAGUCUGGGCGGGUUUAGUAGGGGAGGGCUUGCAAAGGCCACAGUCAAGUGAUGUAUGUGUGUUUUUAUUAAGGACGUAUUUACAAAAAGAAAUUGCGCUCCCCAGGGCCAGAUUAAGAGCCCAGUGGGCCUGGUGCUGACAAUUAUGACGGGCCUAAUUACAGAAUCAUAUCGACCAAAAACAGUAAAAUACUCCCAAGCAUCAUGUAUCUGAUGGAUAUGGUGCUGGAGAGAAAGAAAACAGCAGCUAUAAGAAAACACAUACCCUAUGCUAAUCUCUCACUAAUUUAUGUUUUCAUCUUUCAAGUAAAUCCAUAACCCGUAACAGCAGUGUCCAGUCAAGCAGGAAGUCAAUGGGCAUGGUAAAAGGGUGUGCCCCUGACACAAAUCACGUAACCUGCCAAAAGGGGCGAACAUUCCCAAAAAGAGGACAUGUCUGCUCAAAGAAUUAGAAGGCCAGCCUGGCAUGAAUGCAUGUCAGGCUGCCUGCCAAUCAUGCAGCUGGCCAACUAAGGGCAUACUAUGCAGACAGCACCCUGAGCCUGGCAUAAAUGCAUCUACUGAUGCGCUCACUCAAUGCUUACUAAGGACUGUCCCCUAGCACUCGCUGGCCACUUGUCUCCUUACCUUCUUACUAGCAGGCAGAAGCUCCUGGUACAUGGUCUGGGACAGAGAAAAGCUGUAUGUAGUGAGUGUAGAAGAAAGGGAACAUGCCACAGUGUUAGAGAAACCAAAGUCAGCAUUACCUUAAAGGAUCACUAUAGGGUCAGGAACACAAACAUGAAUUCAUGACCCUAUAGUGUUAACACCACCAUCUAGCCCCCCUGGGCCCCUCAUGCCUCCAUAAAUAUAGCAAAAUCUUACUAUAUUCAAGCCUGAAGCUGUAACUCUGCAUGCUGUUAGACUCAUAAAAACAAGCAGUCUGCUGACAUCAUUAGAAGUGGUGGCCUGAUCCAAUCACAGUGCUUCCCCAUAGGAUUGGCUGAGACUGACAAAGAGGCAGAUCAGGGUCAGAGCCAGCAUGAUUCAAACACAGCCCUGGCCAAUCAGCAUCUCCUUGUAUAGAUGAAUUUAAUUAAUGAAUCUCUAUGAGGAAAGUUCAGUGUCUGCAUGCAGAGGGAGGAGACACUGAAUGUUUGGAUGCAUUUUAGGCAGCCGUGACCCAGGAAGGAUCUCUAACAGUCAUCUAAGGAGUGGCCAGUGAAGUUAUCACUAGGAUGUAAUGUAAACACAGCAUUUUCUCUGAAAAGACCGUUCUUACAGCAAAAAGCCUGAUGGUAAUGAUUCUACUCACCAGAACAAAUUCAAUAAGCUGUAGUUGUUCUGGUGACUAUAGUGUCCCUUUAACUAUAUUCAUUGUCAGCCAGUCCACACACGUUUUGUUCCUAUACAUCCCUCUUAAGUUUCCAUAGUUAAGUAAGAGUAUGUGAAAAGUAGUUAGGGUUGCCACCUUUCUUGGAAAAACAUACCGGCCUUACUAAUUUGCAUAAUUACAUAUGUGUGGGUGACAUCACAUGAUGUAAAUCACAAGGAGUGACAUAAGAGAAAAUGCUGUAAAAUCACCAAAAAACUACUUAGUUUAAAUCUGCUGUAUAGAUGGAUUCCUCCCAGUGCCCUCAUGACUCAGUGCCCCAUGUGUCGAUUACUCCAGGUCUCAGUGUUCCUAUGUAUCAGUGUCUCAGUGCCCAAUGUCUCCCAGUGUCCCCUAGUGUCGUGUCCCCAGGUCUCCCAGUGAUCCUAUGGAUCAGUGUCUCAAUGCCCCAUAUCUCCCUGUGUCCCCAUGUAUCCCAGGGUCCCCAUGUCACUAGGACACUAGGAAGACGGGGAGACCUGGGAACACGGGGAGACCUAGGGACACGGAGACACCAGUGACACUGGGAGACUAGGGGACUAUGGCUGUGGCACAUGGGGACAAUGGGAAAAUAUAAACAAAGCUCCAGGGCCUGACGGUAUCCAUCCACGUGUACUUAAGGAACUAAGUGCAGAAAUAAGUGAACCUCUGUUUUUAAUCUUUCAAGAUUCUUUUCUUUCAGGAAGUGUUCCAGAGGAUUGGAGGAAGGCAGAUGUGGUUCCUAUAUUCAAAAAGGGUUCAAAAUCCUUGCCUGGAAAUUAUAGACCUGUGAGCUUAACUUCUGUGGCUGGUAAAAUAUUUGAAAGGUUAUUAAGGGAUAAUAUUCAAGAAUUCCUUGAGAAGAACAUGGUUAUCAGCAAAAAUCAGCAUGGUUUUAUGAAGCACAGGUCAUGUCAAACUAACUUGAUUGCGUUCUACGAAGAAGUAAGUAGAAGUAUAGAUCAGGGUGUUGCCGUGGAUGUGAUCUAUUUGGAUUUUGCCAAGGCAUUUGAUACAGUUCCACACAAUAGAUUAGUGUUCAAACUCAAGGAAAUCGGUCUAGAUGAAAAUGCUUGUUCUUGGGUAGAACAUUGGCUUAAAAACAGAGUACAAAGAGUUGUCAUUAAUGGUAAAUUUUCAAGCUGGACAGAGGUGGCAAGUGGUGUCCCUCAGGGGUCUGUUCUGGGACCCCUUCUAUUUAACAUGUUUAUAAAUGAUCUUGAAGACCGCAUUGAAAGUCAUGUUUCAGUGUUUGCAGAUGACACCAAACUUUGUAAAACAAUACAAUGUGAGCAAGAUAUUACUUUGCUGCAGAGGGACUUGGAUAGACUGGGGGACUGGGCACUCAAAUGGCAGAUGAAAUUUAAUGUUGAAAAAUGCAAAGUUAUGCACUUCGGCGUAAAGAAUACACAAGCAACGUAUACCCUUAAUGGAAGCGAAUUAGGGAUAACAACACAUGAAAAGGACUUGGGAAUUGUUAUAGACAACAAACUAUGCAACAAUGUGCAAUGUCAAUCAGCAGUGGCCAAGGCCAGUAAGGUAUUGUCAUGCAUGAAAAAGGGCAUUCAUUCUCGGGACAAGAAUAUAAUUUUGCCUCUUUAUAAAUCACUGGUAAGACCCCAUAUUGAAUAUGCUGUGCAAUUUUGGGCACCUGUUCUAAAGAAGGAUAUUAUGGCACUAGAAAAAGUGCAGAGGCGGGCUACAAAAUUAAUAAAAGGAAUGGAACAUAUCGGCUAUGAAGAAAGGUUAACAAAUUUAAACCUAUUUAGUUUAGAAAAACGUCGCCUGAGAGGGGAUAUGAUAACAUUAUACAAAUAUAUUCGUGGCCAAUACAAACCAUUGUGUGGAAAUCUAUUCACAAACCGGACUUUACAUAGGACACGAGGCCAUGAGUUUAGACUGGAAGAAAGAAGAUUUCGUCUAAGGCAAAGGAAAGGUUUUUUUACUGUAAGAACAAUCAGAAUGUGGAAUUCUCUGCCUGAGGAAGUGGUUUUAUCAGAGUCCAUACAGAUGUUCAAACGGCUACUAGAUGCAUACUUGCAAGAACAGAAUAUUCAAGGAUAUAAUCUUUCAAUGUAGGGUAAUAACUGCUUGAUCCAAGGAUAAAUCUGACUGCCAUUCUGGGGUCAAGAAGGAAUUUUUUUCCUAGUUUGUUGCAAAAUUGUGCUUCAAACUGGGUUUUUUUGCCUUCUUUUGGAUCAACAGCAAAAAACAAAUGUGAGGUAGGCUGAACUUGAUGGACGCAAGUCUCUUUUCAGCUAUAAAAACAGAUGAGUGAGCGCUAAAUAACACAAGUGGGCAGCAACCCUAAAAAGGGAAUCCCUCAAAAACCCUUUAGGAUAAGACACAAAAAAUACAGAAAAAGGGCUGCGCUUAAGAAAUAGAUGAAUAAAAGUCCAGAUAAAAUAAAUAAGUGAAUAAAUAAAUAAAAUAAAACAGAAGAGGUCUUAUCUUGCAAUGUUCGUAAUACUUAGUCAGAGGUGAUAAUCUUGCUUUCUUGCUUUCUGUCUUGCUUUCUGUCUUUCUUGUGGAUUGUCUCUUAUGUAAGAUAUAAAAACAAAUACAAAACCACAAUGGUGCAGUAUAUCUAUAUGUGUAAAGAAUAAAAUAUAAAGGCUUGAUUGCGAACUCACAUAUCCAAGAGCUAGGACCUGCUCUGGUAUAGAAGGCGUACAGCGGUUUAAAUCCCCGCUUAUGGGAUAUAGGAUGGUUAUCCUCCACGUGUUUCCUCCUUCCGUGGUGUGAAAGAUGCUCAAAUAAAAAGAGACAGCCAAUAGUGUUCUCUGCGUAAAAUUAAAAUCCAAUAUAAAACAAAAUAAAAAAUGGAUACUCACAAGACAGGAGCAGAUCAACUGCUCCUGGUAUUUCGCACUGGUGGAACUGGUGGGGAUUAUUCCACCAGUGCGAAAUACCAGGAGCAGUUGACCUGCUCCUGUCUUGUGAGUAUCCAUUUUUUAUUUUAUUUUAUAUUGGAUUUUAAAUUUUACGCAGAGAACACUAUUGGCUGUCUCUUUUUAUUUGAGCAUCUUUUACACCACGGAAGGAGGAAAUACGUGGAGGAAAACCAUCCUAUAUCCCAUAAGCGGGGAUUUAAACGCUGUCGCCUUCUAUACCAAGGCAGGUCUAGCUCUUGGAUUAUGUGAGUUAAACCUUUAUAUUUUUAUUCUUUACAUAUGAGUAUACUGCACCAUUGUGGUUUGUAUUUGUUUUUUAUAUCUUACAUAAGAGACAAUCCACCACAAGAAAGACAGAAAGCAAGACAGAAAGCAAGAAAGCAAGAUUAUCACCUCUGACUAAGUAUUACGAACAUUGCAAGAUAAGACCUCUUCUGUUUUAUUUUAUUUAUUUAUUCACUUAUUUAUUUUAUCUGGACUUUUAUUCAUCUAUUACUUAAGCGCAGCCCUUUUUCUGUAUUUUUUGUGUCUUUUCAGCUAUGUAACUAUGUAACUAUGUAACUUGAAGACAUGGGGACACAGACACCAGGGACAAAGAUACUAGAGAAACUGGCUGGGGGAUAUGGGGACAUUGAGACAUGGGGGCACUGGGAGACAUGGGGACACUGAGACACCAGGGCCACAGACACUAGGGACACUAGCUUGGGGACAUUGUGACACUUGAGGCACUGAGAGACAUGGAGGCACUAGGAGACAUGGGGACAGUGAGACACUGGGAGACUAGGGGGCACUGAGACAGCAGGGACACUGGCUGGGAGACAUGGGGACACUGUGUCCCCAUGUGUCUGUGCCAUAAUGUCUCCCAAUGUCCCUUAGUGUCUCAGUGUAUGUCUCCUUGCAGCCUUUCCCCCAUCCCUUACUUCCCUGAGCUGUAGGCUGUCUCUGCAGGGUGGGAGUUGCUGUCUGGACUCUCUGUAGCUGCACCCCUGCAGAUCAGUGAGUAUAGAUAGGUAGGGAGGGAUAUGCUGCAACUUCCGAUGCCUGCCUGUCUCCACAUACAAUGACCCCUACUGGCCAGUGCUGGUAUUGCAUAGUAAUCUCCAUUCAUACUGAGAAAAAUACCAACAUUUAUAUUGCCAGUAUCACUGCAAUAUUGGCACCAACCCGGCAGCCUCAAAUACUGGCUGUGCCAAUAAAAUAAAAGGCAGGUGGAAUCCCUAAGAAUAGUGUGUGAAAAAAAAAAAAAAAAAGUUUUUUUUUUCUUUUUUUUUAAAUCAAUGGGCCUAUUCCAUGGGCCUGGGCCUGGAGCUGCAGCUCCAUCAGCCCCUAUGUUAAUCCGGCACUGGCGCUCCCCCCAUAUACCAUUCCCCAGCCCCCAUUCAACCUGUCCUUCUGGUUGUAAGGCUAAUUCAACAUAUGUAAAGACUAUAGUAUUUGUCAAUAAAGAGCCUUCCAUUGUUUAAGUAUAAACACUUAUUAAUGCAAUAGAAAAAAAUAUUGUUUCUUUAUUUUAUCAUAAUGUUAAAUACCUAAUAAAACUAUUUGAAAACAAAAUUAAUUACUGGUGGCAAAUUUAAGCAUGUUUUGUGCUUGAAUGUAUGUAUUUGUGUGUAGUGUUGGCAUUUAAAUGCGGUUGUAUGUAUUGUUAUUCUACUUGUGUUUGGUGUUUGUGUUUGAAUGUGUUUGUAUGUAGAGUUGGCAUUUGAUGUUGGGAUGUAUGCACAUACACACUGAAACACACACAGAUACACGCACUGACAUAUACACACACUGACACACACAGAUACACACUAACUUAUACACACACAGAUACAUAUACACACUAACACACACUAAUAAACACUGACUCAUAUACACACACAGAUAUACACUGACACAUACACACACAGAUUCACACUUGUACACACAGUGGCACACAUAUACAUACAUGACAUAUACACACGUAGACACACACAGAUAACACAUAUAUAAAUGUACAUACACAGAUAACACAAACACACACAGAAAUAUAUACACACACAGAUAACACAUAUACACACACACAGACAUAUACACACAAAGAUCACAAUUUAUAUAUUGUUUGCCACCCAUGUGCUUCCAUUCCUUUUUAGUGUAGGGAUGUGGCUUCCCUGGGUUCCAGUGGCAUCUGGCUGGGUCUGAUGGGAGGCAGAUCCAGAAUCCAGGCUGUCAGUCAUCUCUGGUCAUCCCCUGUCUAACUCUCCUGCGUGGAUCGUCAGUAAGCUGUGAGAAAAUGCAUUGUACUCACUGCCUCCCAGCACCGGGAGCCUUAUCAAAUAUGGUUAAAAUAUGGUUAUCGAGUGGUGCAUGGGCCCCUUAAGCUUGUGGGAGGUUGUUCCGCCACAUUGCCAGUGCCAACCUCCUGGUUUUUGGCACCACCGGCCCCCCAGUAGUUACACCACUGGUUCCCAGCCGAGUCCUCAGGGCCCACUGAAAGCAGAGGUUUUGUGAGUAUCACCAUUUUUACAGAAUUGGAAAAGCCUGUACUGGUGAUGUGUCCAGGAAGGAUUUGCCAGUGGGAAAUUGUCUAUCAGCCCCUGUUCACCCUGCAUGCAAAUUUAUGUGAAUACCCUUUUCCAAUAUAUUCAGGAAAAUUCUGAAAAAUUAUUCUGUUUUCAGUUUAGUUAUUUUGGCCUUAAAUUUGAAAUUUACUUUGAAUUUACUUUGAAUUCCCAAUAAUUCUAACUUUAGUGAAUAACCCUGUGAGUUUUGACUUGCAAAAUGUCCAGACUCCUCAAGAUACAGGCUCUGCACAGAGACGCUGACCGCUCCCCCAUAGAGAUGCAUGUGUUGUAGUUGAUGUGACAAAGAACAAGCGAACCACUUGCAGGAUGGCUCUCCAGCUCAUCCAUUUCACUAAUUUGCUGAUAUAGACCUCUAUGCCGUGGACAUGGUCCUUGAUACUCAGAAUUUAUUGACAUGUUCAUGUUCAUUCCAAACCUGAGGAGGGUGGGUGAGGGUUAAAAAAAUAGCGCAUGUGAUAGGGAAGAGGGAGGUCUGCAGUCAGUGUGGGUGGGAGCGAAGGCAAACUUUGUCCACUAAUGAGAAACAGAUAACAUCUGUCGGCAGUAUGCAGUGUGCAGUGCGCAUGAAUGACAGAUGUAAAAUAUGAACAGAAUUAACAUUAGGCAACCCAGAACAGAGUUCAAAUAACUCAAAAACAGUUCAAAAAAGUGCAAAUAACUCUGGAUUUACAGAGUUUUAAGCUGAAACACUGCACAUGCAUACUUCUACCACCAUGAUCACUUCAAAAAGCAGACGUUUAAGUUGUAUAAUUUAAUAAUAAAUUGUACGUACAGUGAAAAGGUAGAAACCAUGUAAAUGCACUCCUGUUCCCUCUCAUCUUGCACAUCUGAGAAUAGUGUGAUACCUUUUCACCAUUCUACUGUAGCAGACUCUCGUAAUCCUUUAGUGCUUUAAGAAAUAUUAUAAUGCGCUCGUGCACCUUUUAUGUUCACUUUAACUUGUCAUAGUCUAUUUGUUUGUAUAUAAAUAUUUUGAUGUUUAAUAAAUAAAAAUAAUUAUAAUGAUAUUGUAUUUAUAUAUUCACUGUUGGCUUGGCUGCUCUAUCUUCUUAUGCUAAAUAAACCUCAUAAUCCUUGAAUUAAUAAUUCUGAUUUACCACAUGUAAGUGGAGGUGUAGUUUAUAAUCAAAUCGUGUUUAUAAUAUUAAUCAGAGACAACUAUGUUGUGUUUGUGUUUUGUUUCAGAUGACCAUAGGUUCUGUCAGAGAAAUAAUAAAUGUCAGUCAAAAAUGUUGAUAAAACAAUUUUAUUUGUUAUAUAUAGAAAAGGUCAUACAUUACCUUGGCACAGAUUUUUUUUGACAAAACGUCUUUCUUUUCUAUUUUUUUUUACUUACCAGAAGGGAUUUUAAAAAAUACACAUUGUGUCUUUGCAGCAACAUUGACUUUAAAAAAAAAAAUUUUUUAAACAUGGCUCCUCUUUCUUGUAUUUAUUAUUUGUAUUGUCUCUGCUGGGAUCUUGUUCCAUGUAUUCACCACUCUUUUUAGUUUAUGCUUUAUUGAUUCCUCUUUAUCUCCACUCUCGGAAAGCAGAAGGUGAGCACCACAGGGCAACUUGAACUAAGAUGAAAGUUGAAAUAAGAUUUCAGCUUGGCCGGUUGCCCCCAGGGCCCUCUUCAACAGCUACUUCUUGAGCCAGAUCUGCUUGGCACAUAAUGUAUAACAGGUGUGCAAAGUGCUGCAGAACCAUGUCCUAAGGAAAACGAGAGGAAACCCCAUCCGCAGGGGGUCUCAGUUAUCUGAGUAAGUGAGCACUGAGUCCUCUGGGUCCCCUUUCUGCAGGGUGCUAAUGAAAAGCUGGAUAGCGCAGCCAGAAUGUGCUAGUGCAGGCUCAGUGGGGAGGGGGUUUGAGAGGGGAUUGGGAAGUAAAAGCUGGUGUGUGUUUGUCGUCGUUCAGAGAGCUCUCCCUGGCACUGCAGACGUCCCCUGCUAUACUGUAAGAGACGACUGACUGUGUCGACAAUCUGCCAUCAAGUAUGGAGAUAAGGCAAGACUGUAGCUCCCUACGCAUAGACCUGCUGCUCAUUGUUCAUUCUCAGGAGAAACAGACGGAAAGGCAAAACAGUGACGAGGACACCAGUCACAGGACACAAGGUACAAGUCACUUUGAAACAUUUGUUCCUUUAUUUUUGAAUAGGUGAAACCAAUAUUCCCCAAACUGCAAGGACAAAACAUGCACGAAAGUGACUCCCAACUGGCAAAGCUAAUGGCUGGGGAGAGCAGAGAUGGCUUAAACUCUGGUGGUCAUUUCAAGUUUAAAUUCUGCUUAUGGGCAAGUGCUCAGAUAUACUGCUCUGGAAGCCAUGUUUAGUAUGGGCAGGAAAGGAGCCAUCGCCAGUCACUAUAUGUUCUAUAGUUUAUAGUUUAAAACUUCAACAAUAAGUUAUAGUGUUCACAUAUAAUAUAUAUUUUAGUUUUAAAAGAGGUUCAGAUAUGUGAUAUAAAGUUAUGUCCCGCGUCCUCACCCCAAAAAUCAUUUCUUACAGGAUAUUUAGCAAGUGAAUGAGGUGUUCUCAAAUGACCUUUUCAGCCUAACCUGACUUCUAAUAUUACAAUUUGCUAGUGCACCUUGACCAAAUUACAGUAUUUUCCUGUGCUGCACAGUCAUGUGAUCUUACCAGUUAUUGUGUUAGUGUAUGUUGUGAUGCUUUGAGGGCUUAUUCAAUAAACUGGAAAUUGUUACUGGGAAUUGCCAGCAUAACUAAUCUAAAAAAAUAGCCCAGUUUCCAGUUUUAUGAAUAUGCCUCAUGCUGUACUGUGUAAGCGUUCAAUAGUGCUUUAUUUAUUAAAUAUGUAAUUGGACAACAGUGCAAUAGAAAUUGUAUAUUUUACAGCUAAAUACCAAAAAUGGAAAAAAAAUACCUUGUUUCAGCUCUGCUAUAUAGUACACAAAAGAGUUGCUGUCUUAAUUAUUUUAAUUCUUCACAAUUCCACGUAUGGCAAAUAAACUGUCAUCUCGGAUUGUAAUUAUUAAACAGCCAUUUGUAAUGAAAUGAAAACUGAAUUGCAAACUUUAUAUAAAAUAGCCAAGGCAAGACGCACUAAGUUGGAGAAUAUUUUUUAAUUCUAUUUUUGCCUAAAUUUUGCCAUUCACAAUUUUCAGUUCAUUACAUUUCAUUGUUCAGUGAAUAUGGUGCAUAUUGUUCAAAACCUUACUCUCGCCUUAGAGUCUGUUUGUUAAUGUAUGAGUUGAAGUCGGUUGAAAAAAUAUUUGCAAAAUGUGAUACAAAAUAGCAUAACACAAUCUACAAUAUUGCUGCACUGGGAAUGUUUCCUAAAUUUGUUAUUUUAAGAUAUGUUUUUGAAACUAGCAGUCAACUCAACACAAAUCACUGUUUAGUAAGCUAUAUCACCACAUUAAAACAUUAGGCUCUGGGGCGAGGGGAGGGGGGGGACAAUAAUAGAAAUAUUAUCUUAUUAGAGUGGCUGAUUUUAUUCCUUAUAUAAUGCAACCUCUUGUAAAUGUCUUUGGUGUAAGAUAUGUGGGUGUGUAUUGUGUGCUUUUAUAUGGGACUUUUUCUUAUUAUAAUUGCUUGUUUUAAUGGUCUUCUUUUCAGAAAAAACAACUCUAAAACAGUCCUACUCCAGUAGACACAUCAUCAGCAGCUAUGAGAGUGAAGGUAAGCAACCCGCUCUUUCUAUACAGUAAAAUUUCCAUUAAUUUUCAUUAAAAAACUUUAUGGAUUUGCUUACAUCAAAAGGUGUACAGUGCAGAAACAAACAGAUUGGGCAAUUGAUUGAUAUUGAUUGUGAGUGAAACGCGUUAGACAGCUUGAAUGAUGCAGUUUGUGCAUGUCAUUUCUAACUGUCUUUCUAAAGAUUUUUAAUGAAAAAGAAUGUAAAUGUUUAAUACAGAUUUCUGGAUCAGAAUCAGUCUUGCCAGGUAAGUGGUUUUUUUUUCUCCUUUUUGUAAUUAAUUUUCGUCUGGGGUGUGCCUACCAAUCAGUGUUUGAUUCCCAUUUAUUUUAGUAGAUUGUGGUUCUGACAACUUGACCUUCAUUUGUUUGUGAAUCAAAAUAGUCUUUAUUGGCAUCUCCAUUUAACCAUGAUCAAAAAUAAUGGGAGUUUUAAAGUUUUAAGGUAAGUUAAAGUUAGUUUUAAGCAUUAGGAUAAGGACAUGGGUGUAGUAGAGAAUGGUGGAAUGGGAAAGUACUGUCUUAGGGAACUUUAUUCAUGCAUUAGGAUGGGGGAUUGAUUAUUAAUUUUGGGUUUAUGGUAAGGGUUAAAAUGGUGGAACCAAAAUGUCCUAACCAUAAGAUUUCCUUCCUUACAAAUAUUUAAACCCUGUAUUUGAAACCAGGACAAAUCCAGAUUAAUACCAGAUCAUGUAAACAUGUAUAACUACAUCGAUGAUGUCAUAAUAAAGCGAUAUAUCUUUAGGCAGGAAGAUUGACCACUGUGUAUUAAUGGGAUGCUACAGUCACCAAAACAACUUGAGCUUAAUGAAGUAGUUUUGGUGUAUAGAUCAUGCCUCUGAAGUCCAACAGGCCAAGUAUCUGCCACUUAAGAGUUAAAUCACUUUUGUUUCUAUUUAUACAGCCCUUGCUUCACCUCUCCUGGCUGUGACUGACAUGAAAUAAAAAUGGUUUAAUUUUCAAUCAGAUGUAACUUACUUUGAAAGUUUUUAUCUCCUGCUCUGUAAAUUGAACUUUAAUUACAUAAAGGAGGCUUGUGCAGGGUCUAGCAAACUAAUAACAGAGCAGGAGAUAAGAAGUUCAAAAUUAAACAGAAUUUGCAAUACAGGAAGUGUAAACAUUAGAUGACUCUUUAUAGGAUGUGUUUUUGAAGGCUGUGUAAGUCACAUGCAAAGAGGUGUGACUAGGGCUGCAUAAAUUUAGAUUUAAGGGGACACUAUAGGCACCCAGGCCACUUCAGUUCAUUGAAGUGGUCUGGGUGCACUGUCCCUAUUGCACUUAGUGCUGCAAUGUAAAAAAACUGCAGUUCCAGAAAAACUGCAGUGUUUACAUUGCAGUACUAAGUCUGCAUCCAGUGGCUGUCUACCAGACAGCCACUGGAGGCUCUUCCUGCAUGUUAACAGACUUUUGGUCUGGUAACUGACACUGGACGUCCUCCCGCUCUGCAUGAGGACAUCCAGCAUCAGAUCUUUCCCGUAAGAAAGCAGUGAUUCAAUGCUUUCCUAUGUGGAAGCCUAAUGCGUUCGCUCAUCAAGGGAUGUCAGAGGAGGUGGAGCCAUAACCCUGUGCCGAAGUACAUUGACGCUGGGAUCAGGUACCUACAGGGUUUUUAACCCUUUAUUUACCACAGCAUUGGGGGGGCUGCAAGUGAGGGGGGAUUCAGAGGGUGCUAUAGUGUCAGGAAUACAACUUUGUAUUCUUGGCACUAUAAUAUCCCUUUAACUCCUAAAUGACAGAAAAUUGAGCAGUGAGACUGCAGGGACAUGAUAUAUACACCAAAAGUUCUUAAAUAAACUCAAGUGCUUACAUUUUUUUAUAAUUUAGUAGGACUAUAGACCCCUCAUCUGUUAUUGCAUUAUUAAUUUUCAUACCCUUUGCUAGAACCUGGACAGAAGAUCAUAGAGUAGGUGUGUUAAUAUAUAUACAUACGUAGGGUAUUCAUAGGCACUCACACUCAUACCUAACCAGUUCGGCACCUGCUACCGCAUAGGAGACAAUUAGCUAUGCCAGACGUAGUCCAAGGGCAACCUAGAAGACGAAAACUAACUUUACCAUGCACCAUACCUAUGCCUGACUAUACCACAUUCAAUAUCUCAUUAGGAGAAACAGACCUUCCGUGACCCCAGGACAAGCAUUCUUACAGAGAUCUAUACGACACACUGACGGCACUUAACUGACCAACCCUCUUCUCACUGUAAAACUACACAAGAAACACUAUUCAAAGUUAAACGCACAACAUUAAGCAUUACUGCAACUGAAGUAACCACUAAUGCUACUAGCGAGUAUGGUGGAGAAACAACUAGGAAGCAAAUGUAUAAAGCGCAAGUUAAAUUUAUAAAAAAAUAUAUAUAUACAUACAUACAUGUAGAACAUUUUGCAAUAUAAAUUCUUCCAACAAAAAAAAUGCUUGAAUGCAAUUUAUUGGAGAUGCUUACAGUAAAAAUAAUUAAUAAUAAUUUAGAAAAAUCGUAGACCAUUUAGAAAAAUUGCUAAAUUAAGUCAUUUGAAGCAGAAAUAUAGGUGAGGUCAAUGUCUUGAUUCUUGGUCUUCAUAAUACAAUGUCGUAAAAUCAAGACUUUGACAAGGAAUUUUCUAUAACAAUUCCAUUGAUUUGUAAGUUUUUUGUUUUCCCUACCCCAUAACAGAAUCACAGCUACCAAUGUUUUGGUAACAGAGCUAUCUCUGGGUGAUCUUUUCAUCAAAGGGAAGCAGUAAUUGGCACUCAUUGUGUCCACUAUGUUUGAUAGGUGUUGUAGGUGCAUAAUGUUUGGAGAAUAACGAGAGCCACUUGAUUAGAAGGCAUAUGUAUUCAACACAAUAUCUGGUAACAGUGGAUAACUGGCACACGUGUGCAUGAGUGGAGUACUACAAACAGGGUAUUUGGAUCUUUAGAGCAAGUUUGGCCUGUGUUGGAAGUGUGAAUUUCUCACCCAUCGUCUCAGAUACUAAAUUCUCUCUAGGGUGCCUCUCUCAACUUUUAACACUGUGAAGCCCGUAUCUCAGGAGAGCUUCUUCCAGAAGUCCUCGAUGACUUAGCACCAGCAUCUAGUUGACAGUUUGUCUUGACUAGCAGCAUGGACAGAGAAUGUAUGCUAUGCGGAAUUCCAAAAACAAGCCAAAAAAUCAAUCACGGGAUUAAUUCUAAAAGCUAUGAACUGACUGGGGUAGGCUACCAAGAAAAACGUGAUUAAGUGAAGGUGGGACCUUCAAGGAGAUGAAGGUUUCAGAGGGAACAACAUGAAAACAUAGCAACUUCAAGAUAUUUAAAGCAAACUUUAAUAAAACCUAAAGUUGCUAGACCACUGUUACAUGAAUCUUCUUAUUUACAUUAACUUAGGAAGUAAAUAUGCACUAAUUUAGCAUGGUAUAUAUAGUACAUGUACCAAAUUCUGCAUAUUUCAUGCCAUACUGCUUUUAUUACUUUUUAGUCUAUGCUAAUUGUUGCAUGUUGGUGUAUAUAAAAUUUUUUUUUUAUAAAGAUAUCAAUGAAAAAACAGGCCAUUAUAUUUUGGAAACAAGAAAAUUCAAAUUGUAACAAAUGAUGCUAAAAAAGUGAAUAAGUGAAUAGCUACAACUCUACAAAAAUACAUAGAAUUUCUUUACUAGCGUACAAAAAUCAUGUGCUACAGUGGAACGCUAAGAUUUUUUUUUUUAAAUUAAAAUAUAGGUAAUAUUUAUUUAUAAUUGAUUGUUAUUGUUACAAUCCAUUAUGCUAUUUUUGUACCGUUAUAUUAUUUAUAGCCUUACAAUGUUUUAAGAGUUGUACUCCAAAGCUUUAUUUAUAGAGUGAUCUGACCUUGCUCUGAGGACGACAUUCGUACAACGAGAAAAACUGUGGUCAAUAUGUUUGUUUAAAUGGAGAUUGUGUAAAGACACAAUUACAUAAAUUUGACGGGUUAAUUUUGAUUUAAUGAAUUAUAAUCUUUGUUCUAUGAACAAACACGUACAUUUUUUUGCUUUAAAGGGACACUCCAGGCACCCAGACCAUUUCUGCCCAUUGGAGUGGUCUGGGUACCAAUUCCCACCACCCUUAGCUCUGCAAGUGUAAUUAUUGCAGUUUUUAUAAACUGCAAUAAUUACCUUGCAGGGUUAAGUCCUCCUCUAGUGGCCGUCUAUCAGACAGUCACUAGAGGGAAUUCCGUGUUCUUAAAACACGAGAAGUUUUAAAUAACGCUAUACAUGAGGACCUCCAGCGGUGCUGGAAUCCCCAUAGGAAAGCAUUUUAUCCCCUUCAGCAACAUGGGAUGGGGGGUCGGAGGGAGAGGGAAACUGUAGGGUCCUGCAGUGCCAGGAAAAUGGGUUUUGUUUUCCUGGCACUGGAGAGUCCCUUUAAGUUACUGCCUACACCUUUUGUCAAAUUUGAUGUUGUCAUGCCUUUUUUUCAAUCUCAUCUUUUUUUUGUGUAGUUCUUUUAUUUUUUGAAGGAUUUCCAUUCUUUUCCAUUCAAGUUUUUUUUUUUCUCUUCGUUUAACAUUCUCCAAAUUGUAGAGUGCCCUUGUAUGGUCUGUUUGGUUGGAGGGCUGACUUAAAACUUGAGGUAUAAUAUGACAGCUACACACGGGCCUUGUCAGCUUUUACACUCUCAUAACAACUUGCUCAAAUAUCUCUCAUAGCACACCAACCCUCAUAUCCAAUGCCAAUUAAAAAAAGACAUAACCGCUUCAUCUUAAUAGUGGUCUGGUACUUUUAGUCUGUACGUUUUCAACCCAGGGGACAAAAGGGCCAACAUAAAACCGCAUCACUCCUGCCCUGGUGACGGAUUAUAGGUACCAACUGCAUAUUUCAAAGAUUUCUUUAUCUUGUGGACUACAUUUACUUUGUUUCGUUGAUGGUUAAUGGAAAACAGAUCAUAAUAAAGUGCUGUAUUUCUUGUUUUAAAAAUGCUGUUUCUGAAAGUAGAUUUAUCAACUUAGUUCAAUGCUGUGUUCAAUAUCAAUAAUAUUUGAACUAUUAAAAAAAAAAAAAAAAGUAAAUUGACAGUUUUAUAAUGACAGAGCCAGUGUUUAGUGAAUUAAUUAAAUAAUUACCUUUACACUCUGUGGAGAUUAAGGGGAUAUUUCAAGGGGACAGUGUGUCCGGCCAUACAAUGUGAACCUAAGUUGAGCCAUUUCAUUACUCAUUAAAGACUAACGGUUGGGUAAUUCUCUUUAUGUCAUGGUAUGUCUGGAAUGCUAUUGGUUCAUAGGGGUUUAAAAGGAUCUCCAAAAAUAGCAUUGAAGUUUUACUCAAUUUGCCAAUUGCUAAAUCUCUACUUUAAUGUCGGAGUCUUAAGAGAGAGUGAUGUAGAAACAGUGUAAUAUACGUACCAAAAGUCCAAACCCCUUUUAGUAUCAUAGUGUUGUCAUGUUAUCAGUGCCUUAGUAAAACUUAUUGCUUUUUGGAUUGUGGCUUAUCUCUUGUAGGAAGCAACUGGGAGCCUUCUCCACAACCAACUGCCAAAGACUUUUAUGGUAAGAUUAUAAUGAUCUCCUUUAGGAUUCGGCCAGCAUUACGUCAAUCUUUUAAUAUGUUCCAACAUCACGUUAGAUUGGGAUAGACAUCCUUCGGCACUCUACGUGCUCUUACAGCUAUAAUGCUGGCAAAUCAUCAAUGGAGAUGUAGUCCACAACAUCUGGAGUGCUGAAGGUUGCCCACCCCUGAAUUAGAUGGUUAAAGAGAAAAAAAGUUCCAAUGAGAUGACUCUUAAACCAGUUAGAAGAUACUUAAAUCCAAUGACCAGAGGUGGGGCUUAACUAGCAUGGGGAGCAGUUGCACUUGGCUUGAGCUCCUGGAGAUUGACUGAAUUGUAGCCUUUUUGAUGACUUAUUUGAUUGCUCACCUGACGACUCUGCUGAACCACUGCAAUCUAAAUGGCAUUUACUUUGCACAUGUUGAGGAUAAUACUGCAUCAUUUUGUCAGCAAUCUGCUUUGGCAGCCCUGCGGCCUCUCUGUGGCCUACUUAAUGACUCAGGCACGAGGGAUAUUUUCCUAGUCCAUUCUUCCCACUGCUUUUCUCAAUGUAUCUUUGCUUAUGUGUAUAGGCUAUUGUUGUUAUUAGUUGUUUACUGAGCAAAAAGAAAGACCCUAGUGUUAAAUACUGAAACAGGUAUUGCUACAGUAAAACUGAUGCGGUGGGUAUUAAAGACCAUGCAAUACAUUAGACACCAAUAAGCCUUUUAAUAGUAAUUUUCUGAACCCGUUUAGCUUAUCCAUGGGAUAGAUCCAACUUGAAGUCAUUGCCAGUGAAUCUGAAGAACUUUGAGAGACUGGAUGCCUAUGCUGUGCAGGUAUGUGGGUGUGUGUUUUACGUGACUCAAUGAGGGUGCCUUUUUCAGAUUUUUGGCAUUUCAGUAUGGAAUGGAAUUGAUCCUUGUUUGUGAUCAAUACAAAUGAUACAUUAAUUAGAAUUCAAGAAAUAAUGGGAAUGCAAAUGUAGCCAUGUGCAUUAGUUGGUAUAAAUGGAACAACAUUAAAAUGAUAAAUUUUCCGAUACAAAUUAAGUUACAGCAAACACAUAAUAAAAUACACUUAUAAAUCUUAUCAGGCUACUUGAAAUUACUUAUCUAAGAAAACAAAUAUAAGGAUUCAGUUCCACCAUAUAGCCAUAUUGUGUUAAGCCCACCAUUACUUCACUGUACCCAAAUAUCAGUGGGUACUACACUAAUUUGUGUGCGCUGUAACUUAAUUUGUAAUAUGUAUAAAUAUUGGUCAUUACGGUAGCACCAUUCCUGCAGACUGCAUGUUCCGGGUAUGCCCCCCAAUCCUUUUUGUCUUUGCUAUAAACUUGAUAAUGUCUUAAUUCACAUAUCUUAUGAUUACAUAUUGCAUCAGUUUAUCAAUAGAAGAGAAUCAGAGACGUAUUUUGUAGCAUUAGAUAUAAUGUGUAGUCAUGGGGUCUGGGGUGGAUAUUCUUUGAUGGGGUACUUCUGGUACCCACGUUUGUAAGGUUUUCAUAUAUCCCAACAUCAUAAGAUAUGAACUCUGGAUAGGAGUUGAGCCAUGAUGUGACCAGGAGCAGGCCUGCUCGAGAGAAUAGUGCAUGUCAGCUUGGCUUGAAUGCUUGCCAAGAUAUGAUGCUGCUCUGAUCUAUUGUACUUAGGGCUGCACAUGUGCAAAGUGUUGUUGAAGCACUCUGGGAUGGACUGAAUGCCCUGAAAGCUCUUUGCACAGUGUAAGCGCAUUCGACAAAAUACGCACAAUCCUCUAGACUGGAAGCUCAUUCGAGCAGGAAUUGUUUGUGUAACAUUUUGUAAUUAUCUAAUUUUUUGUUAAUUUUCCCCGUUUGAUAUUAUUGUAAAGCACUGCAGAAUAAGAUGGCCCUAUAUAAAUGCUAAUUACAAUAAUAAUAAUAAUAAUGAUGAGGAUAAUGAUGAUGAUGAUGAUGCACUUGAACAUGAAAACAACGACUGUGUCGCCUGAACUGUUUGGGAUCAUAGGUGUUCAUUUCUCUUUUUGCUAAAAAAACAAAAUAUAAUAGUAAUACUGUCACGAUUCGGGGAACCCAACACGCUGGCACACACACACACACAGAAAAUGUGCUGUACUGGACCUUAGAGUGGCUGGGCUAAGCACGCUAAGAGUAGUCAGGAGACAAGCCAAGUAAAGGGAACCAGAAAACGGGAGAACGAGAAACAAGCCGAGGUCAAAGGAGUGGAGAAGACAGAUAAUCGGAAUAACGAGCCAAAUAAUCAGUAGCCAGAGAGCAAGAUGAGAACACUACGCUACAGGUAUCACAAGACCACAACAGGGCACUGAGGGACAGGAAAGGUGAGUAUAAAUACCCUUGGUUUAAUUCUGAUUGGAUAACUUCCAAUCAGAAUUAACAAUCACACGUGGGGGAUAUCUAUACCUCCCACUGUGAUUGUGGUACUGUUUCUUUAACGCCGGGUCACUCACGUGACCCUGGCAUUUACUUAAUUCAUUGACCUCCCGUUAUACAUGCUGCCGCUGGGGGGCAUGGAGGACGCUGGCGGCGAGCAGCACAGAGGAGACGCCGCUCGCCGACAGGUAAGCAGAGGGGAGACCACGGGUGGCGAUGGACUGAGGGUGAGUGCUGCAAGUGGCGUGCAGCCUCCCCUCCUAGCCGCCCGCGGAUCCCUGACAUAACCCCCCCCCUCGAGGCCCGCCCAAGGGGCGGGAAGCCGAAGGCUUCGAAGGGAACCGCGCAUGAAAGGAGCGGAUCAAAGAGGGUGCAUUCAAGUCAGAGGCAGAAACCCAGGACCGCUCCUCAGGGCCGUAACCCUUCCAAUCAACCAGAUACUGCAACUGACCCCGAGAAAAACGAGAAUCAAGCAGAGCAGCUACUUCGUAAACGUCAUUAGAGACAGCGCGGAGGGAAUCUGGACGCCUGAGAGGACCAGAGUAUCGAUUACAGAACAGGGGCUUCAAAAGGGAGGUGUGGAAAGUGUUCGGUAUACGCAUGGAAGGAGGCAAGGCCAGGGAGUAGGACACAGGAUUGACCCUACGUAAUACCUUAUAGGGGCCAAGGAACCUGGGCGCAAAUUUCAUUGAGGGCACCCUGAGGCGGAGAUUCUUAGAGGACAACCAAACCCUAUCACCCGGGACAUAAGAGGGAGCAGCACCCCUACGACAAUCAGCAAAUUUCUUCUGAGUAGCAGUCGCACGAGAAAGAGUAGCAUGGACCUGAUCCCACAUCUUCCGUAAGGAGGUGAGGUGCUUGUCCAAAGCAGGUAUUCCCUUGUCGGAGAACACGCCUGGAAGGACAGAGGGUUGGAACCCAUAAGCAACCAUAAAAGGACUUAAGCCAGUGGACGAAUGAGUCACAGUGUUCCUGGCGAAUUCAGCCCAAGGAAGGAGGUGAGACCAGUUGUCCUGGUGUGCAUUCGUGAAGCAACGUAAAUAUAACUCCACAGAUUGAUUCGCCCGUUCGGCCGCUCCAUUAGAUUGUGGAUGAUAGGAGGAAGUAAACGACAAGGAAAUCCCCAUCUCAGCACAAAAGCCCCUCCAAAACCGAGAGACAAAUUGAGGACCCCUGUCAGAUACGAUAUCCUGUGGUAUACCAUGCAAGCAGAAAACCUCUUUGGCAAAUACCUGAGCCAACUGAACCGCAGAAGGUAGUUUCUUAAGUGGAAUAAAGUGUGCCAUUUUAGAGAAUCUAUCAGUCACAGUCAAAAUUACUGUCAUUCCAUCGGAUGAAGGAAGAUCCACAAUAAAGUCCAUGGAUAAGUGGGUCCAUGGUUUCUUGGGUACGGAUAAAGGCAUUAGGAGUCCCGGGGGUUUGACAUUAGGGGACUUACACUGUGCACAAACACAACAAGCCUGCACAUAAUCCACCACGUCUUGCUUAAGUGAAGGCCACCAAAACUGUUGAAGGAGACCCUUGUAUGUUUUGGUAACCCCUGGGUGGCCAGCCGUUUUGGCAGUGUGAAAUAAAGCUAACAAUUUCUUUCUAUCUUUCUCUUUCACGUAUAAUCUACCAACAGGUAUCUCAGAGGGAGCUUGGGUUUGGUAUGCCUUGAUACCAUCAAGGAAAAGAGACGAAAUAACUAAACGGGUAGCAGCUAUUAUCCACAAUGGGUUCAGGAGUGGGAGCGAUAGACUCCAAAGGUUUGUAUUGUCAGGAGAUAGCAUCAGCCUUGACAUUACGGUACCCAGGCCUAUAUGUGAUAAUGAACUGAAAGCGCGAAAGAAAUAAGGACCAUCUGGCUUGACGAGAGGACAACCUUUUAGCAUCAGCUAUAUAGGAGAGAUUCUUAUGAUCAGUUAUAACCAGGAUUUUGUGUCUAGCUCCUUCUAAUAAGUACCUCCACUCUUUAAAUGCCAUCACAAUAGCUAAUAGUUCCCUAUUCCCGACGUCGUAAUUCUUUUCCGAAUCAGACAGUUUUUUAGAAAAGUAACAACAGGGAUGGAGGGGUUCGUUAUAGGAUAAUCUUUGUGAUAAUACAGCUCCUAUACCUGAUUCUGAAGCGUCUACUUCCAUUAUAAAGGGAAGGGAAGGAUCAGGAUGAUGUAGCACAGGAGCAGUGGCAAAUGCCUUUUUGAGGGUUUCGAAGGCUUUGAUGGCUUCAGGAGUCCAAACCCUGGGGUGCAAACCCUUUUUAGUUAGUUUAGUGAUAGGAGAAAUGACCGAUGAAAAGUUUUUAAUAAACCUGCGAUAAUAAUUGGCAAAGCCUAUAAAUCGCUGUAUUGCCUUAAGACCUUGAGGGAGAGGCCAAGACAAUAUGGCUUCUAAUUUAGAAGGAUCCAUACUGAACCCCUGUUCAGAAAUGAUGUACCCUAGGAAUUGUACUGAUUUCUGGUCAAAUAAACAUUUCUCCAAUUUACAAUAAAGACCGUUCUGUAGCAAUCUCUUAAGUACCUUCCUCACAUGGGCAUGAUGUGACUCCAAAUCAGGAGAGAAUAUGAGUAUAUCAUCGAGAUAAACCACAGCACAGACAUGCAGUAGAUCUCUAAGGACAUCAUUUAUGAAGUCCUGAAAGACAGCAGGAGCAUUACACAGUCCAAAAGGCAUGACUAGAUACUCGUAAUGCCCACUGCGUGUAUUGAACGCUGUCUUCCAUUCAUCAUUUUCUUUUAUCCGAACCAAGUUGUAAGCCCCCCUGAGGUCUAGUUUAGUAAAAUAUCUAGAACCUUUAACACGGUCAAACAACUCAGCAAUGAGAGGGAUAGGAUAAGCAUUUUUAAUUGUUAUAUUAUUCAGGCCCCUAUAGUCUAUACAUGGUCUCAAAUCGCCCUCCUUCUUGGCAACAAAAAAGAAACCAGCACCAGCCGGAGAGGAGGACCUUCUGAUAAAAACUUUACGUAAGGAUUCCUGUAUGGUUCCAUGGUGGCCCUGUUGUAAUGUCACGAUUCGGGGAACCCAACAUGCUGGCACACACACACAGAAAAUGUGCCGUACCGGACCUUAGAGUGGCCGGGCUAAGCACGCUAAUAGUAGUCAGGAGACAAGCCAAGUAAAGGGAACCAGAAAACGGGAGAACGAGAAACAAGCCGAGGUCAAAGGAGUGGAGAAGACAGAUAAUCGGAAUAACGAGACAAAUAAUCAGUAACCAGAGAGCAAGACGAGAACACUACGCUACAGGUAUCACAAGACCACAACAGGGCACUGAGGGACAGGAAAGGUGAGUAUAAAUACCCUUGGUUUAAUUCUGAUUGGAUAACUUCCAAUCAGAAUUAACAAUCACACGUGGGGGAUAUCUAUACCUCCCACUGUGAUUGUGGUACUGUUUCUUUAACGCCGGGUCACUCACGUGACCCUGGCGUUUACUUAAUUCAUUGACCUCCCAGCGUGCAGCGUUAUACAUGCUGCCGCUGGGGGGCGUGGAGGACGCUGGCGGCGAGCGGCACAGAGGAGACGCCGCUUGCCGACAGGUAAGCAGAGGGGAGACCGCGGGCGGCGAUGGACUGCGGGUGAGUGCUGCAAGUGGCGUGCAGCCUCCCCUCCUAGCUGCGGAUCCCUGACAAAUACUGCUGCAUGAUGUCACGAUAUAAGAUGAAAUUCAGCUGUUGACAUUCUAUGGAACAGCUGGCAAUUCACUUCCAACUCUCGGCAAGUCUUGUUUGUGUCUAUAAAGCCUCGCUCAGCCGAGCUAUUGAAGGUUAAGCAAGAUUUUCUCACUUGCUGGUUUGAUACAACCUUGAAUCGGAUUGUGUAGAGUAUGAGUAUUUGUAGCAAAUGUGGAAACUUUAAGCGUAUUCUUUUUUUAAUAUGUGUUGAUUCAUCAUAUAUAUUGAGUGUUAUACCUGUAUAAGGAAUUAAAAAUAAAGGUUCAAAACCACCCUGGAGUGUCUUUUUAAUGUGACCCUGUGUCCAUGAUUGCAGGUGGGUAAGCGGAGUACAGUUGAGGAGCUAGUCAACGUGCUGAUGAAAAUAGCACGCACAGACCUGGAGAAGGUUCGGGUUAUCUGGAUGUGGAUGUGUCACAACAUAGGUGAGGAACAGCCUAAUUGGUUUCAAAGAGAACACACUCACUGUGUAGUGACCAUUUAGAUUGUUUGUGCAAAAACAUGUUAGAAAAUAAAUCCUCUUGGUUAUAAAGCAGCUCUUUCUGUAGGACUAUUAAUACUUUAUUUUGAGGAACUGGCGUGUGUAUAUGUGACAUCACAUAUAUAAGCCCAAACUCUAUGUAUGUAAAUGAGCAUUGUAAUUUAUGUUUUAUAUUUGCAGCAUUGUUUAUUGUAUUUUAUUUUUCCUUGCCACUACUUGUUAAAGUGAUUAUAUCCAUUUUGUUUAUUCACUAUACUGUAGUAUAGGUCAGGAUCUAACCUGGAAAAAUAAGAAGAAAAGAAAGGGACAGGAAAAUAUAUAUUACCGGUUCUUCAGUUGACCGGCUUAAUGAAAUUCCCCAAAGAAGGCAAAUAAAUGAGUAAAGUCAGACAGGUUAAUGUAGUAAUGUAGUUGGUAACCAUAGACAAGGUCGGGAAGCCAGGAAUAUUAAAACCCAAUAAGACAUACCCAUUCAAUAAUACCAGAUACUUAAUAGCUAGGUGGAUCAAAACCUAGAAUCACACUACAGUACAGAGGAAUAUGAUUACAGGCUACACAAACCACAAAAGGCAUUUCCACAAGAUGUUGGCUUAGAUAGCCUAUAUCAUUGAUGCCCAUCGAACAUGGAUCAUUGUAAUUACUUUGCAACUAGAGCACAACUUUUGGUGAAAGCAGAAUGAUGACAGCCAAUAAUGGCAUAAGAAGAAAUAGAAGCAUCUAGAGUCAAAGUUGGUGCAUAGAGAUGACGCAAGAUGCGAGGAUCCAGGACAUUAGCCAGGGGCUCUAAUAACAGGCUUAGUAAUGUGGGUUGCUAUUCGAGACUUUUAUUUACCAGAGAAAAUCUUCCCCAUUAAUAUUUUGAUUAUUGGACCACUCUCCUCCAUCCCUAUUUAACAAUCCCUUCCAACAUUACAGAAAUAUUAUUCUCAUUCCAUUUAGAGUAUGACUUAGAAGGUCUGGAUGACAAAUCAAAAAGGUCUGGUGAUCCCAGCCAAACGUUACUCUCUGGGAAAGGAGCAUGUGAAGGGUAUGCGGGUCUCUUUCAGAAGAUGUGCAGGUAAGAGAUCUUUCCCAAGAAGAAUUAUGGUAUCAUUUUCAAUACUGGAAUUCUGUUACACCUUUACGUGCACUGGAAGGAAUUAAACUCUGAUUAAUAUAUACGUAAUACAUAACAACUUUGCUACACCAACUCUCAGUUUCUCAAGAAAGAGCUGAGCCAUAGACUAACAUAGUCUUUUGUUAGUAGGUACUAAUGCAGGUAACCCGUGGAUCCUUACAGAUUAAUAGGAGAUCAUUACCUUGACUUUACUAAUUUUAUGCCUAGCCAAAAUAAAUUGGCUGUGAUAAUGGGAAUAUAAUUACAGAGUUCCCCCAUGGUCAGUUGGCACACUGUAUUCAUGAAAUUAUCUUCCAUUUGGUAGACAGAAACGGCAGUUCCACAGGUUCAGAAUUAUUUACAUUGCUGUUCAUGCUGAUAAGGUAAUCAGGGGAUUCCUGCUCAGUUUGUUUCUUCAUUAUUGUCCAUUCCUGGGCUACGCAAUCCCAGUUCUUAGAUAAUAUGUGUCAUUCAGCUUCAGUUUGGAAGCUUCAAACUAGUCUGAACUAACCUAGUUGAUCCAAAUUGCCUCACUAACAACUGUUUGUUUGCACUGUUGAUUUUAACUCCAUGCCUACUCAUCAAUGUGUAUAUGUUACAGUUAAAGUGCAGAAAUCAGUUAAUGUGCACAUUACCUAGUUAAUCUGCAGAUUAGCUAGGGCGAUCAGUUAAAGUGCAGAAAAUGAUUUCGUUUCUCAAAUAUUUCUCACAUUACCUAGGUUAUCUGCAAAUUACCUAGAUAAUCUGCACAAUACCUACUAGGCACUUGUUAAAGUGCAAAAAAAUCAUUCUGUCCUCCAUCUCUGAGGGGCCCAGGGCUCUGGAGGACACCAUGGUGUGCACAGGCUGCUGUUCUGUUCUUGUCUGGACCACAUAGUCACAUACCUCUUCAAACAGUUAUCCCGAACUGGUAAGAAACGAGGAGCCCCCACCACCACAAGAGAGCGAGCGCUUCCUGCACAUUAUGCAGCAACACCCUGAAAUGAUCCCAGCAGAUGCUCUCCACUGUUCUCAAUAUCAUCAUAUAUUUGAAAAGUGUCAGAAUCAGUGGUCCAUGAGCAGUCCUCUCCUUGGUCUCAUUCUCCUCAAUGAGAGAAGUAUUUCUCAGACUUACGGAGCAGCAUUGUUAGUAGCCAGCCCUCUCUGAGAAGCAACAAGCCAUGCGUCUAUGUUUGAGAAUUUGAUGGUGGAGGGCAUUAAAAGGAACUUGCUCACAAAAGAAUCGAGACAGGUUCACACAGAAACUUUCUACCUUCAGACGAGAAGUGAACGACUCUGCAGAGACUGCACUGAAAGGGUGAAAAAGGUUCUGCGAGGACGUUUUGUAAUAAAUAAUUUCCUUUUUACCGAAGGAAAGAAACAAACUUUUGCACUGAAAGGGUGAAACAGGUUCUGCAAGGACGUUUUUUGUAAUAAAUAAUUUCUCUUUUACCGAGGGAAAGAAACAAACAUUUUGCACUUUAACUAUACAGAAGCAGUUUAUGUGCACAUUACCUAGGUAAAGUGCGGAAAACUCUUGAUUCUGCACUUUAACGGAGCAAAUAAGUUAAUCUGCAGAUUAACUAGGCAAUGUGCACAUUAACUGAUUUCUCACUUUAAUGGUAACAUAUACACAAAUAAACAUUUGUUUUACAUUACAAAACAAUGCAAAAGAGAAAAAGAAAAAGCCAAUAAAACCAUAUUUAAUGUUCAGUUUUUCACCCUGCAGAGAAACACAUUUUCAACCACCACUUCAUUCUGUUCAUCUGCAUCUCUGUAGAGAUACUGUAAAUGUUGACCUCUACAGAAAUGUUUGUAGGUUAAACUUCAUGGGUAAACAAAGUUCAAAGGUGUGUCAGCUUCAAACCUAUGAUAGCACAAGUUGGGUAUGUUACUUUGUUAUUGGUCUGCACUCACUACAAAUUCCAAAGAAGUCCUCUUCCAACUAACACUGGAUAGUGGCCUCAAGCCCAUUCUCAAAGGUAAAACUUGUCCAUCUCUUCUCACAUUGUAGGUGAAGGAAUUUAAUUUUGGGGGAAUAUUGUAGCUUUGUCAAGACUAAUGACCCAAGUGAGAUUUAUUACAGGUUAUAAAGAGUGCACUGAGUACCUUACAUGUAAUCUAUGAAAACCAUGGCCUUACUUGUAGAUUAUAUGCACAUUGCAGAAACUUUGCAGACUGGUGUAACUCUACCUAAUGCGUGUGUACAUUUUGCCCACACUCUGACCUUUUUACAUUCUGGUGGGAUUUUGUCACCUACUCAGAAACACCAUCAGCUUCUCAGUAAUUAACAACAAAAAGUACAUUGGAACAUUUGUAUCUGUUUGUUUUGUCACGUUUUUUGGAAUGUGCUGAAAUGGUACUGUAAAAAAAUUUAGAAAACAAAUUUCAAGAAAAUGAUUGCUGUUUUUCGCUAUGUUUAUAUAUUUCUGUGCAUAACUAUGUUUACAUAUCCCAGUAACAUACUUUCUUCCUCUAGUCUUGCAGGUAUAAACUGCUUAAAAAUUGGUGGAUAUUCAAAAGGUCACAGCUACACACCUGGGCAAACAUUCUCGGGAGAGACAAACCAUGCUUGGAACGCUGUCUGUUUAAACAGAAAAUGGCACUUAGUAGAUACCACGUGGGGAGCAGGAUUUGCAGACAGCAGUAGCAAUACAUUUAACUUUCGGUAACUACCCAGAUGUCGUCUUUGCUAGUUUUGUUAUAAAAUGUUACUCCUUUGAUGUCAAUCAACCUAAAAACUUUAAAGUGGGGGGUGGAUGCACUAAGCAGUGACGUAUGGUGAAUGCCAAUCUAGGCAUGGGUCCCACCACAGCUAUAUGGAAUUUCCUGCGCCAUUUGUGACGCAGGUUAUUGGACAAAGUAAGCCUUGAGCAAUAUGUAAAUAUGUCUUAACAUUGUAAAGCAUUGUAAAAUAUGUUGGUGCUAUAUAAAUGUUACUUAAAAGUUGGAAUAUUAUCGUAUGAUUCCUAGACAGGGACCACACUAUCUGGUGUGGCAGACGAGUUAUACAAUCUAUGGAUACUAGAUAGUUAAAAUCAAAUGGAUCUUAAUUCAGGCUGUUAGCUGAUGGGUCAGUGUAUUAUAGAAGCAUUUAUUCUAGUAUUCUCUAUUUUGCCAUACAACUGCUUUUUAUUUUAUAUACUUUGGACGUGUACAGAUCCUCCUGGAUCAUCUAGAAUCUAAAAUCUAUUUUAUAUAUAGGGUCUAAUAGGGAGGUGGAAUUGUGGUGGCUGUGGAGGAACGGAGAAGACCUUACCUACUUUUAUACCUAAUUUUAUCACUAUCUAUAGCACUCGUAAGUAUUAAUUACUAUCUACCUCUAAGUAUCCUGAGAAAUAAGCAUAGUUUCUAUUCUAGAAAUAAUGGUUUAGUAGGUCUCCCCUUUCUUCCUUUGAUGGUGCUUUCACAAGUCUCUUAACCAAGCUGCAAAUUGAGAUUAGUCUCAGUUAGCUAAGGAAUAGGAAGGAUUUAGAAGACAUCUAUCAUUUACCAUAUUUCCUAAUUAAAAAUUAUUUAUUUAUUUCAAACCGUUUCCUCAAUCUAAUUAACAGCAAGUGAAUUGCUACUUCUUUAGGUGGUCUCUUAGGCAAUAGACAAUAAAGCCUGGUUGAGUCACUGAUUAAAAUGUUGCAAAACCUCUGUUUACUAGUAUCGAAUUCUUUACAGUUCACAUAACUGGGGUUUCUUUUUAUUAUAUCUCAAAUUGUUCAUCCAAAACCAGAUAGUGUGGUCCCUGUCUAGGGAUCAGACUAUAAUUUUCCAACUUUUAGGAAAUAACGUUUAUAGGCUCCAAGGCCAGGGUAGGAUUGGAACUACCUGAACUGACCGACCCAAACCAGGAAAAAUUGAACAGGGAAGAGAUUCUAUUUUCUAAAUAUAAUUUUAUAUAAAUGCUAUGAUAAUAAUAAUUAGCAUAAGAGCAGUAAUUACAAGAACAAAUUUGGUAAAUUUGUCUAGUAAUCACUCACUAAGUAAAAAUUCACAUUGACAGUUUUCAGUGUUUCCUGGUCUUAAUAGAAUGGUUUGUUUAAGUGAUUGCCAAAAAAAAUUUUUUUUUUUUUAAAUGUUAAAGCAAUAAUGAAUAGAUGUAGAGAUAUGUUUUGGUUAAACUGCAAUUCCUCCCAACUUCUGAACUAAGUAUGCUGGUUCUGAUUCUGGAUUCUUCCUGUGGUGCCAAGAAAAAAAAAAAGACAUCACUAAUGGGGUAAAAAAGAUGGUUGAUUGCUAGAAAACAGUUACUAAAUGUUGAUUUUAUUCACAGAUCACGUGAGAAGUGACCAACAGAGGGGAAAAAGGAGGACCACUAUAAAAAAAAAACUAUAUUCAUACAUUUAAUAAGUAAAUAAAAUAUGAAUAUAGAUAUUGUUUUACUAUGGCUUCUGUGGUUUCCUCUAUUAGUUACUUUUUUCACACUUGAACUGUGAACCAAAUUGGGAGAAACCGCUCUUCUAUUAUAUUAUUAUUAUGUUAUGUAUAUAUUUUGCAGUACACUGAUUGGCCCUUUUUAAGCCCUUUUGGAAUAUCUGAUUUGUUUCCCAAAUAAGCUUUUCAGUGCCGAACUUCUGCCCAACCAUACCAACAUAUGGCUGAAAUUAGGGCAUCCUGAGAAAAUUUUCUAAUUUCGGGAAAAAUGAUAGCCGAAUCCAAUGUUUUCACCACUCACUAUGAGUCUCUUUACUAAAUGUGAAAUUGUAGUGAGUUGAAAACCAAACUGGAAAAUUUGAGCUAACAUAGCUUAUUUGUGACUAAAGCCUUUCUCUUUUGUGUGUAGGUACAAUGAGUUUUAUUUCCUCACUCAUCCUGCACUGUUUAUAGAGGAGCAUUUUCCUGAUAACCAAAACUGGCAGCUUCUGAAGGUACCCUUGUCUUUGAAACAAUUUGAAGGAAGCUUGCAUCGUAAAAGUGGCUUCUAUAAUGCUGGACUCAUAGCUCUAUAUCCUGAAACACUUCAGGUGGAGACAGGUAAUCAAUUCGACAGCCAUUACUCCAAACAAUGUUUAAAAUAUUCUAUAUACAUAUACAGUAUCUCCCCAAAGUGAAUACAACCCUCACAUUUUUGUAAAUAUUUUAUUAUAUCUUUUCAUGUAACAACACUGAAGAAAUGACACUCAGCUACAAUGUAAAGUAGUAAGUGUACAGCCCGUAUAACAGUGUAAAUUUGCUGUCCCCUCAAAAUAACCCAACACACAGCCAUUAAUGUCUAAACCGUCGGCAACAAAAGUGAGUACACCCCUAAGGGGAAAUGUCCAAAUUGGGCCCAAUUAGCCAUUUUCCCUCCCUGGUGUCACGUGACUUGUUAGUGUUACAAAGUCUCAGGUGUGAAUGGGGAGUAGGUGUGUUAAAUUUGGUGUUAUCGCUCUCACACUCUCUCAUACUGGUCACUGGAAGUUCAACAUGGCAUCUCAUGGCAAAGAACUCUCUGAGGAUCUGAAAAAAAGAACUGUUGCUCUACAUAAAGAUGGCUUAGGCCAGGGAUAGGCAAUCUUCGGCACUCCAGAUGUUGUGGACUACAUCCCCCAUAGCUCUUACACACAUAAUGCUGGCAAAGCAUCAUGGGCGGUGUAGUCCAAAACAUCUGCAGUGCCGAAGGUUGCCUAUGCCUGGCCUAGGCUAUAAGAAGAUCGCCAAUACCCUGAAACGGAGCUGCAGUACGGUGGGCAAGACCCUACAGCAGUUUCACAGGACAGAUUCCAUUCAGAACAGGCCUCACCAUGGUCAACCAAAGAAGUUGAGUGCUGAGUGCAGGUGUUCAGCAACAUAUCCAGAGGUUGUCUUUGGGAAACAGACGUAUGAGUGCUGCCAGCAUUGCUGCAGAGGUUGAAGGGGUGGCUGUACACUUACUACUUUACAUUGUAGCAGAGUUUUAUUUCUUCAGUGUUGUCACAUGAAAAGAUAUAAUAAAAUAUUUCUCAAAAAUGUGAGGGGUAUACUCACUUUUGGAAAAUACUGUAUAUCUAUCUAUCUGUCUAUCUAUCUAUCUAUCUAUCUAUCUAUAUAUAUAUAUAUAUAUAUAUAUAUAUAAAUAAUAAAUUUUCAGUUGCAAAAAAAUAUUUUAUGUUAUAUCCUAGUGUAUCAUAGUGGCAUAGCGUACAAAUCAAACUCCUCACAGGUUUUGAAUUAAGCUAGAUAAAUUUGUAUCAAUAGUUCUGCAAGAUGAAAUCAACUUUGAUGUCUGAUAACGUGAUAUCUGAAACUAUUUUACACAUAGUACAAUAGUGACUAAGUUAGCUUUUCCUUGCUCAUUCUAUAGUCAUUGCAAUAAGAAAGUAACCAAUAUACAAUCAACAUAACCAGUACUCACUGUCAUUAUGAAACUGAUUAUAGUUAGUGUAUUGGUGAUCAUGCGCCAAAUCCCCCCAUGUGUGGUACAGAUAUUUCUUCACUUUUCCUAUGUGGUUCACUGUAGUAGUAGCACUAGUAGAAAACAAUGACUUAGAGAUAACAUGAAUACUGAUAACAGACCUAAUGCCAGGGACUGCUGCAUUGUACCCUCCCCACUCUGGGUUUGUACCAGUGAUAGUACUUACUUACAGUGAUAGACACUUAGAGCAUCAUUACCCAAAUAUUAAAAUGCGGAACAGUAGCACAUUAGCAUAUUUACUUGCAGUAAUUACAAUGACGACAAAAGACGUAAAAUAACUGAUUCCAGUGCUUGACAGAUAUUAGUAUUAUUAUUUAUUUAUAAAAUAUUUUACCAGGAAAGAUACAUUGAGAUUUCUCUCAUUUUCAAGUAUGUCCUGGGUCUACAAAACAUUGCAUUGUUACAAUAGGGUACAAUAAAAUACAAAAACAAUAUUAAUACACAAUAACUACAAAAUUUAACAUAAAACAGGUAGGAAAUAUAUAAUCAACCAUGACACGUGCAUUCUGUUUUGAGGUAUGUAGAGAGGGAUCUCUUAAAGGACUUUAGGCUUGGGAAUGAUUUUAAAUUGUGCAGGAGGUCGUUCCACAAUUGCGGUGCUCUAUAGGAGAAGGAGGAUCGGGCCGCUUUCUUUUUGUAUUGAGGUAGACUAAAUAAAGUGUUGGUACUGGAUCGGAGGUUAUAGGAAGUGGGAACAGCUGGGGAAAGCAUUUUGAUCAGGUAGGGUGGGAGUUUACCAGAAAAGCUCUUAAACACAAGGCUGGAAAGAUGAAGGGUGCGUCUGGAUUCCAGCGACAGCCAGUUUAGUCCUUUUAGCAUGUCACAAUGGUGGGUCCUAUAAUUAUAUUGUAGCACAAAUCAGCAGAACGAGUUAUACAAUGUGUUGAGUUUAUUAAUGUGGGAUUGCGAUGCAGAUGCAAAUAUUACAUCCUCAUAAUCAAUGAUUGGCAUCAGCAUUUGCUGUACAAUCUUUUCCUUUACUGUAGGGCUUAGGCAGGAUUUGUUUCUGUACAGGACACCUAGUUUUGGAUAAAGUUUAGAUGCAAGCUUUUCUAUGUGCAGGCCAAAAGAUAGAUUGGGGUCUAAUAUCAUACCCAAGUAUUUGAAAGAGUGGACUGCGGUCAGUGUGUCAUUUGAAUUUGUUUUGAUGGAUAGGUGGGAAUUGUGUAAUUUGUGUAAUUUAGGUACUGUUCCAAAGAUCAUUGUGACAGUUUUGUCAGUGUUCAGGAAGAGUUUGUUUUUUGCGAUCCACCUUUCUACCUCUGUAAACUGGUCUUGGAGCACAGCCUCAAGUUGCGGUAGAUCGGAUUUGCUCGCAUAGAUUACCGUGUCAUCUGCGUACAUGUGUACAUUUGAGGAUUUGCAGACAUUAGGCAGAUCAUUUAUAAAUAAUGUAAAUGGUAGGGGGCCGAGAAUGGAACCCUGGGGAACACCACAUGUGACUGGGAGAGGGAGGGAGUCACUGUCAGAAAUGGGCAAAUAUUGUGAGCGAUCCGAUACAUACGAUCGAAACCAGGUUAGCGAACGAUCACCAAUACCUGAGUUUUUGAGUUUGUGCAGUAGAAUGUCAUGGUCUACUGUGUCAAAGGCCUUAGCAAAAUCAAGGAAAAUAGCUCCAGUUAGGGCUCCUUGUUCCAUGCCAGUUUGGAUGUCAUUGCAAACUUUUAAGAGGGCAGUUGUAGUGGAGUGAUUCUGGCAAAAGCCCGAUUGGUCAGGGGUCUGAUAGUUAAAUUGUUUGUAGUACUCACAAAGUUGCGUAUGGACACAUUUUUCUAAGAUUUUUGACAAUACUGGGAGCAAUGAUAUUGGGCGAUAGUUAGAAACCAAAGUAGUGUCACCACUUUUAUGGAUAGGCACUACUCUCGCAGUCUUCCAAAGUUUGGGUAUGUAUCCAAACACCAAGGAUUUGUUAAUUAGAGUGUUUUUAAAGCACAAACCUACUUUGCAUCAUAACAUUUUGAAUCAAACAAACUUGUUGACAUCAUACGUUCAGAUGCAUUAGAAUAAGAAAGCAGGAACCUGUACUAAUAAUCUUAAAAUAUAAAGGCUAUGGCAUAAAAUAAUUAUUAGUUAGGGAAGAAAGGUCGUAAAAAUACUCAACUGUACACUUUACCCUUUGAUUCUUAACGGGGCAUUCUGGCACCAUAACUACUUUAGCCUGCUGUAGUGCCCAUGGUGCCAGGAGUGUGCUGGUACAGCCCCAGAUAAAAUAGCCAAACCCUUUUUCAACAGUUUGACACCUACCUGGGUCGCCCGGACUCCUAUGUGUCCUUCAUUGUGAUAUAGCUAAAGCAACAGUUCCCCUACUUACUGCUUACUAUACAAUAACUACAGGUGGCACUCCUGGCUCCACUAAUGUGGACUGUAGUGACAAUGGUGCCUUGUUUGCCCCUCUAACAGAUGUGUUGAUCAGUAAGCAUGUGAGUUACAGGGCUGAAAAGAUAGAAAGCAUUAACGUAUACAUAAUUAGAUUAUAGGGUAAAUGGUUUCUUAAUUGUUUACACCACUUUAUUAUCUCUUGCAGUUAAUGGAAAGGCCACAUUUUCUAUCGAGGGUUGUUGUCCUGCCCUAUUUUCUUUCACCCUCAAUAAGACAGAGAAGCCAGGGCUGAUGACUCUGACAAAGAAUGGGAUGCAGCUGGACAUCUAUCCUCAGGAAACUGGACGUCACAGGCUUGAGCUGUACACAAAAUCUUACAAUAGUACAAAAGAAAGCUAUGAGAGUGUUGUAGAAUACAUUAUCCACUGUGGAUCUGUUGAUCCAAUAUUCAGAAUUCCCAAAGAGCUUGAUGUUCUAGUUGGGCCCAGCUGGCUGACUGAAAAGAAGGGAUUCUUACAGCCCUUGUGUCGGGACUCAAUAAUCAACACUCAAGAUGGACGCUGUACAGUUGGCUUCACUUUGACAAAGCGGAACACAGUCUUAGCAACAUUACAUUCUGAGCAUAUUACACCAGGAGAUGAAAGAAGACACGUGUUGCAAACUUUACGUGGAAACCGAGUUGAGUUCAAGGUCCAUCUUCCUCAACAAGGUUAUUAUGCCUUAAAAAUACAUAGUUCUACAGGACCAGGAAAAUAUGAAUGUUUCUGCAAUUACCUGGUUGUCUGUAGAAACCCAGAGGUAGUAUGGCCAUCCUUCCCAAAAACACUUGAAAAUCCAGUUGGGCCAAGUUCAUUAAUGGAGAAGAAGGGACUUUUACAGCCAUCACAUCGUGAACCGAUUAUUUACACCUCAAAUGGCUUUUGUUCCUUGUCCUUUAUGUUGAAGGAAGAUGUUACAAUUAUCACAGCCCUUCUGUGUGAUGAGGCUUCUUUGAAUGACCAUGGAGAGAAAAGAUUUGUCACACAAGCUCAAAGGGGCAACCACAUUGAGCUCCAGAUAAGGCUCCCACAGGCAGGGUCCUAUGUUCUACAGAUUUUUGCCAACAUCAAAACAUCUCCCACCAGUUUUGAAUAUGUGUGUAAUUACCUGAUUUGUUGUUCUAGUAUAAGCACUACACAUUUAGAGGCACCUGCUACUCAACAGAUUCCUGUGGGUUCUGGCAAUAUGGUGGAUAAGAAAGGUUUCCUUAAACCCUCACAACUAGGACAGGUUAUUGAUAGUCCAGAUGGGCAUUGCACAUUAAACUUCUCCCUAGACAGAGAGAUGAAUUGCUUGGCCACAUUACACAGUGACGAUAAGAAAUGGAACACACAAAUGGAAAGAAGAUAUAUCAUACAUAUCCAGAAACAGCGUCAAGUGGAGUUUUUCAUCCAACUUCCUAGACCUGGAUCUUAUGACCUUAGGAUUUAUGCAGAUAGCAGAUUACAGCCUGGAAAUUAUGAGUUUGUAUGUAGUUACCGUAUCGUAUGCACAAACCCAGAAGUAUUGUGGCCUGCCUUCCCAAACAAACUUCAGAAUCCAGUUGGGCCUACAGCUUUGUCAGAAAAAAAUGGCCUCCUGAACCCAUCCAACAAUGAUCCCAUCAUCAACUCUGUUGAUGGACAGUGUUCUGUUUCUUUCACACUCAGGCGAGAAAUGGGUAUUUUUGCCAGACUUCAGUCAGAUGAUGUGCUUUUAACAGAAGAAGCAGAGAGGCGACAUGUUCUUCAAGUCCAGAAACAGAAUAGAGUAGAGUUUCAGGUACAGCUUCCACAAGCUGGGACAUACAUUCUGAAAAUAUACACAGAAUCAGAACAGGGUAGCUUCAGAUUUGCAUGCAACUAUCUGAUUUCCUGUGUAAAUACACAAGUCAAGUGGCCUUUGCUGCCAGUGGAUCUAUGCAACCCUGUUGGGCCCAAUUCUCUAUCUGAGAAAAAAGGCUUGACACGACCAUCCCAUCUUGAGCCAGUAAUUUGUACAGCUGAUGGCCGGUGUUGUGUCAGUUUUGCCCUGGAUCAAACAAUUGAUAUUGUGGCUACACUCCAUUCUGAUGAUAUCACCUCAGACGAAGCCAGGAGAAGGCACAUAUUUCAAGUUGAGAAGGAUGGACGUGUAGAGUUCCAUAUCCAGCUUCCCAACGUAGGCACCUAUGUACUGAAAGUAUGCAGCAAGAAAAAGUCUGACUUGAGCAAUGUUUAUGACUAUGUCUGCAAUUACCUCUUAAGCUGCUCAAAUACAAAAAUGAGAUGGCCUUUCUUCCCAUUGAGAUAUAGCUCUUGGGACCCCAGUUAUGAACUACUGGAACCAUUGACCGGAAUUCUGCCAGCCAACAGUGAUGUCCGAUUCAGAAUCAAGGCCCGAGGCCUGGCAGCUGUGUCUGUGAAAGCCAAGAUCUUAUACCCCCUUUCCUUAGGUUCAGAUGGAUGCUGGGAGGGAAUCUGCACAACAGCAGGUUGUAAGGAAAUUCAAGUGUUGGUAACAAAUAAUUUAAACAAGGGCUAUGCGUUGGUCCUCAGCUAUCAAGUAAAAGUUGGUGUACAUCAGUGACAAAUGAGAAGUUCACAUUCCUCUUAAUUUUCAAGUCAGUCACUCACAUGCAGCAGCAGGUCCGAACAAAUACAAAUCAUCUUGGCAAGCACAGGUCCACCAUCAGAGCUUUGAAAACAGGUAUUGGAUAUAGGUAGAUUGGCAUGUACUUUGAUGUCCUCCUUAUCAAUGGCUUCAACUCACAAUGAUCUGUAUGCCAUUGAACGUGAAAUACGUAUCUUUAUAUUACAAAACAAACUUUUUUACUUUGUAGAAUAUCAUAAUGGAACUUUUCAGACUCAGAGACUGUAAUGGAGAAUUCUCCAGGUGCUUGUAAUUAGGAAAUUGGUACUUGAUUGAAGUAUCUUGUUUCUAUGUAGACAAUUUGUAUUACAAGGGCUUUAGAACUGUACAGAGCGCAUGACGUGAGGCAUUUCUGUUACUAAUGAACCUUACUAGUAGAAAAAUCUAUAUGUAUGUAUCAUAUUCUCUGUCACUACAAUACAUGAAUGUAGAUGUUUAAAAGACAAACUGUAAAUGGAUAUAUGUUUCACUGUUGUACAUAUUGGCGAGCCAGUUCUUUGUUUGGUCAAAUAUAUUGUUUAUAAAACACACUACCAAGUAUAGUAUGCCAGUAUAUACUACCAACGGCUUGUGAAACAAACUUAAUUUAUGGCUUUCCAUAUGGAGAUUUAAAACACACACUCACACACACUUGAUUUUUUAUUAAGUAAUUAAAAAAAAAAAAGUAAUAAUCCAGCUGUAUCUUGAAUUACUGAUCGCUCUGAAGGUUUGGGUAACAACUGUAAUACAGCAUUUAGGCAUAAUGAAAUCUAGAUUAUAAUAAUAAUAAUAAUAAUAAUAAUAAAAUGCUUGUAAAAUGAAUAACGCAUGCAAUUUAAACAUUUGAAGUUUAUUUCUGAUGCACCCUUCCUGCACUGUGAUGUUAUAAGGUUGUGCCUAUGGCUUAGUGGGAUAACAAGAAAUGUAAUGUUUUAUGCCAUGAAAUGACUACUGCCACAAUAAGGAAAAAACGAUUAUUUUAUGUGUAAAUGAAAUAUAUAUCAUAAAUUACUAUUUUGUAAGAUGCAACUUAGAAAAGAUAGGAAAAAGAUUUAUACAUAAUUCCCUAAAAUAUUUUUUGAAAAAUAAAACUCCAACAUACUUUGUUCCUGAGUUGUUAUAUAAAUAACUCUGAGUGCCACAGCAGUGCCUUUGUUAAGAUUCAAGAUGGAUCCCUCAAUAGCUUGGGAGCCUUUAAAGUAACACUUCAAGAAAAUGAAUGGUUUGUGUUUUAUUUUUUUACGGAAGUUUAGCUCACUAGUCAUCCUCUCACUUUGGUAUUGAAAGGAUUAAAAUUUAGGUAAACGGACCUUUAUUUCAGAGCCGAGUUUCCUUGUUGUAGCUACGAUGCACCUGUUGUGAAGUCAUCAUUACUGGUGGCUUGUACCCAAUCAGAUGCUUCUCAUAAGGAAGCAUUUGUACAUAUGGCGCUUGCGCAGCAAUUGCAUCAAUCCGCCAACAAUGCUUUUCUAUGAGAAUCACUCACUUCCAUUUUGAACUAUAGUCCAAAGCAUAUAAGACAUGAAACAUUUCCUGCUGUUUGCUCAACAGCUUAGAUGGUUUACUGGGGUGGAGUUGAUAAAAGUGAGGAUUUCUAUUGAAACAAAAUGAUAGGAUACGCAGCUUAAAUGUCCCUCUACAACACAUAUUAUAUAAUGAACGGAAUAAAAAAAAAAAAAAAAAAAGCUAAAUAUUUCAUGUAGAUUUAAACUUAUAAGUAAGCCAUAAUGGUCUGUCUGCAUUAUAUUUGCAUGUCUGAUGUCAAGUGAGAAAAGAAUGGAAUGCCAUAGUGUAACAGGCCAUCUUAAAGUGGCUCUGUCACUCUGUACACACCUGCUUUUGUUUUUUGAGCAUUUCAUAAAGAUAAAGUAGGAACUAAUAGUAAAUCCUCUGCUUGACAAAACCUAAAAGGAGCAGCUACCUCUGACAAGUUUUGUCACUUCCCCCAGCCGUCACUAGCAAUGGUUGUGGGAAUAGGGCUUUAUUUCACUCAUCUCAACAUAAUAUUUAUGGAGGCACUCACAGGAUCCUCCAUAGACAUUAGUGUUGUUUUUGUGCAUGCGCAAGAGUACAGCACUGACAUAUGGCUCCUGGCAUAUGAAGGAGCAGAGGACUUAAGAUAGGGACACUUGCAGAAAACAGCAUCAGGUAAGUAUAACUCACCUACACUGUGCCCCUGGACCAUGGCACACCAAUCAGCAAUGUCACCAUAGAUGGUCUUUGCAAAAUAUGCAAAUAUCCCAGAAUGUGACAGAGCGGUUUUAAAAACUGUAUGUACUUUUGAGCAUUGCUUGCUUUUUCUUUUGUUCCAGUGUAUCUAAAUGUGUGAUGGCACUUCGUGUGUGUGUGUGUGCGCGUGUUGCUUCUGGCCAUUGUAGAGCGUUAUAUUUUGGUGCUUUACAAAUAAAAUGUGAAACUUUGAAACCCAUUUUUUGGUUGAGAAGAAAGUAUAAAAUCUACCAGUGUUAUUCUCCGUACAACAGCCUUAUAGAUAUGUAAGAGUAUAAGUGCAAAAAAUAAGCUAAUAUAAUUUAGCAGACCUGUGUCUUUUAAUUUUUUAUAACUUUCAAGAUUUCAAAGCAGUUGGCUUUGUGACAUGGUAAUAAAAGGAUGCCAGUUUGGAAGUAAGCCUCCUGCUUAACAAGGGUAAAGUUAAGUAGCAGCUGCUGUUGGAACACAACUCACAAUCUUCUUAUUCUAGUAUUACAAUUUAUAAGGUCCGUAUCAUUUCUUUCCUCUCCUUCAAACUAUGAACUCAACUUUUUUGUUUUCCGUACAGCGUUUAAAAAUGUUUGUUUCUGCGUUUAUUGCUAAUGGCAUAUGUGUUUGCUUUGGUCUUUAUAAUAAUAAAAUUACAUUUUCUGGUU